AGAGGAGGAAUCAGGCACCAAAGAAGAAGAACUGAAGAUGCCAUGUGAAUUAUCAGUUUGUUUCGCAGGUUUCAACAUAAAGGCCUUUGUGCACCAGCUGCAGGUUCGACCCCUUCCUUGACCCUUUGCUGGAAGUUUUACACCACUCUCUACUGAUAGACAGGUAAAUGAAUCUGCAUGAUAUUGCAAAAAAAAUCGUGCACUGAAGGAUUUGAUCUGAUUGACAUUUUCGAUGGUGAAACAUGAACAAAUUGAGGUUAUAUUGUUCACUGCAACAGCUUUGUGAACACAGACUGUGUUACUGCAGAGGCCCUCAUGUAGAUACAAAAGCAUUUCAUUUUAAGCAUAAAUCAAUGUUUUAUAUUCAGACCACAAUCUAAAUAAUACUAACAGAUGUUUUUUUCAACUACCCUGUUCUGCCAAAUGUCAAUAAAUUCCAUAUGUUGUCCCUUUAAAUUGAAAUAAAUAAAUCAUAAUGUUUUCCUCUGUGACUUUAAAAAAGAUGCAGCUCAAAUUUAUCUUUCUUUAAUUUGCAUUUUGGAAACAGAAGUUGGCAGCAUGGUUUCAGUCUGCAUACAUUAGCUCAGUCUAGUCCUGGUCCAAGCAAUAGAGGCUGUUUCUAAAAAUACUUGAUUCUAUUUCACUAUAACGUUUACCAAAUUACUACAGCUGCAACUGCACCAUAUAUCACACCAAUUCUACGUAUAUAACAAAUAUUAUAAAUAGGGGAGACUGGGGUAAGAUGAUCCAUUUUUCAUAUUUCUGAUCACUACAUCAAGGCAGUAAUAGUUUUGUCUCCAACUAGUGUAUCUGCAUAUAUUUCAAUAUGUUGUGCAUCCCUGUAAACCAACAGAAUGAGUGUAAACAGAACUGUCUUGAUAAUAUAGCAUGCUAAAAAAAAGUUUUUUUGUGUUUUUUUAUUGCUGACACCUAAACCUAAAUUUAUUAUUGAUUCAGACUGAAUUUCAAAAAGGUCAAAAACAGGAAAAUACAAAAAACAAACAAAAAAACUUCUUUUUUUUAUUGUUAACAGUAAAACCCUAAAUUUAUUAUUGAUUCAGACUGAAUUUUUAAAAUGCCAUAAACAGGAAAAAACAAAAAAAACAAACUUUUUUUUUUUUUUUUUUUUGCUGAUAUCUAAACCCUAAAUUUAUGAUUGAUUCAGAGACUCAGACUAAAUAAUAAUAAAGGUCCCUUUUUUUUUUUUUUAACUCUGUGCUUGACCCCAAUAUCCAUCCGCACCUGAUGGCUAAAAUAAAAUAAUACUUGAUAUAAUGUUUGGCAAAAAACAAAAACACCUAAUUCUGAUCUCCCUCCCCUCCUUGAGCAAAACAAAGCCCACACACACCGUGUUGUUUUCGUCCGUCCACCAGUGACUCCAGAGUGGCAGGUUUGUCCUCCAGUGUCACGUGGUCAUGCUGAGCAUCCUUUGCAGAUCCAGCAGGCUGCGUGGCGUGUCUUCACUAGGUUACGGUAUGGACCAUUACGCUGCUGCUGCUGCUGCCGCUGCUGCUGCUGUCUGUGGUCGCUGCAUCUCUCGCUUGUAGUUUUUUCUUCCUGCUGGACUGCUCUCUGAAAACACAGGUAAGUGUCGAUGCUACAGCGUUGAUCAAAGUCUGCAAAAAUCGAAAGAUGCUGAGUCGCUGUCUGUGUGUUUUUUGCUAUUCAACAAAGACGUGCAUGAGCGUGGGGAAAGGGGAUGACACGCUAACGUUGUAGUGUUGGAGAUUUUCUGCACAAACUGAGCAAAUCCACGCUGACGGGGACGUCCUUGCAGGUAGAGAGGAAGAGACGUCUUCAUCGAGUCCAGGUAGAGCUGCUCCACUCUGGAGGCGGUGGCUUAUCGUUAAACUGGGAUCAUGCUGUUAUAAUCGAGGGUGUUUCUUUCCGCCCGUGCGUGGAAAAUUUGCAUUACCUUGUCGCUCUGCAAAGAUUUGGAGAUUUGCAGGUCAUGUUUGAGUCUGAGACUGAAGUUCAAACAGAAGCAGGGGGUUGAUAGGUCACAUAGUAAUGACUCAGCAACAAUGGUCUGAUGAUGGGAGCAGACUAAUGCUGCUGCUGCUGCCUCACAUCUUUUUAUACACAAAUUAGAGCUGGAGCAGCUGCCUGGUUGGUUCUUGUGGACAGUAGAGGGUUUUGGUAACAGGACUCCUUCCAUCUUCAGUGUUUUAUAAACAAGGAAUUUUAGAAUUGAGUGCAAAUAUUGAUUAUUGUACCACUCAAGUCUGAGCAGGAGAAGGAGGAGGAGGAGGCAGGAAGCAAAAGAUGUCAGCUACAGCAUGUUCUUGAAUAAAAUAUAUAUAAUAUAUGGACACACAUGUGCAUUUAUGUAGUUUUAACACUGUCCCUACUGUCUAACCAGGCAAAGAUGCAUUUCUCCUGCUUAGAUUAGGGGAGACCAGGGCUUGUUGUCACAUUUUUUACACUCUUACAUAGAGCUGCAGCUAUCAAUAUUUUAGUAAUCGAGUAUUCUACCGAAUAUUCUAUCGAUGACUCGAGUCCCAAACGGCAGACUCACAUAAAGUUAGAUUUCCUAUAGCCCUGCAAUGAAGGCCAGACUCUGAGAAAUAGAGGACAACCGCGGAACAAGCAUGUGCGUUAGCGGAUUGCAAUGCUCGUAAGAAAGCUAAUUAUGAUAUUUACUUUAAUCAUGCCCCUUAAGACAUUAGUGUCCGAGAACUGAAUAGCUCCGAUGUUACCUGCUUCUGCUACGACACCAGCAAUUUUAGGCUACAAGCUAGUGUGAAGAGAAGUGUGCAGAGUCGCUAGGUUGGCAACCCUGCAAGAAAAGCCCCUCUCAUCAUUUAUUUUUUCCACUCCGCAAAACCUAAACAGAAUUUACUCCUCCUUCUACCGUGGUGCGCAUUGUAUCACCUUCAAAAGAAUCUGUGCGAAACAGUGACGACUUGCGCUUAGAAACGAGUACCCUAGGCAGAGAAAAUUUCUCAUUAUUUGUAAUCGAUCAUUAUUUGUAAUCAAGGUACUCAAGGAAUCAUUUCAGCCUUACUGUUAUAUAUUACUUGGAAUCAGUGCAUCAUAUAUAAACAAAAUGUGAACCAGAUGAAAGACCAAAGUCUCAGGUUUAUAUUUUGUAUUCAUGUUAUUUUCAUAUCUUGUGUCAGUGCAGAGUUAUAAACAAUCAAAUAGAGAGUGUGAACAUGUGACAUUUUGCCUCACCAUUGGGUUAGUUGUCUGACUACAUGGGGUAAGAUGUCACCGUGGAUUUUGCAGCUAAUAAAACAAGGACAAAAUUAAUUUCGCUCUAGUUUUUAACAUGAAAGUGAACAUCAAAGUCAGGCACAGAAAAUGAGGUAUGGUAGUUGACAUUAAAGUCCUUUAUUGUCCUCCAGAUUGAUUUAUUAGCGAGGGUCACCUUCCUGACUGCCCUCAGCAUCAUGUCAUGUGACAACAAACCCCGGUCUCCCCUACAUGUCUAAGUUCAAAAUGAAAAUGGAAAAGAAGAAAAGGACCUCAGGAAGAGUAGUUACUGCAUAUUUUGUUGUAACUAAUGGUGGAUCCAAAAUAAAACUAGACAAAAACAAAAGUUAAGAGCCAUGCUAGCAGCUCUCCUUAAAGCUUUAAUUCAGUGUUAGCGUGCUAAUGUGCUCUCAGUUUUGAUGCUAACAUGCUGAGCUUUACUCUGUGAAAUUGUUAGCUUAGUUCACUCAUAAACUAAAGUUACAGUCAACUCUCUUAAUCAUGACUCCAUCAAGUCAGCUUUCAAAAACGACUAAACAUCCCCACUCUGAAGCCCCUAGUCCUAGCCUUAAUUUCAGACCAUUGUUAGCUAGCUCAACACUAGCUUAGGUGACUGCGGGCUGCAGUCCUUUAAAAAAAGGCUGUAGUUCUCGAACAUUUGCAUAUAGUAGCUCACUUAAAACUUAUCACAUAGACUGCUAAGAACACACUUUGUUUAAAUUUGGUUAUUUUUUACAGUUAAAUGUCUUUUUUUUUUUAAAUAGAGAUUGUUUUCUUUCCUUGGCUAGCAUGCUAACACUAGCUAAUCCACCAAAGCACAGUAGUUUAAAGGUUUCUAGACCAAAACAUUAUUUUAUUUACUAUUUUUGAGUUUAAAACAAAAUAGCUUCUAUGUUGAGGUGAUUAUACUCUUAAUUUAACAGAGGCUACUUAUUUUACAGUGCAGUAUAAAUAGAAGACACGACAUGUUGUUACGCCGAAGUGACAGAACAUUAGCAGAAAAAGUUUUAUUGUCACUGAAUUUCAUGUUGUAAGGCCUUAACUACUUUUUAAUGAAAUGUUUUGAUCGUUUUGAUUUUCUCCCGGUGAUUAUUUUUGCUAUAAUUGGUGCUUUUCUGUCAGUAUAAAACAUGUACUCUCUUGCUUUGGCCUUUCGUCACUGUUGCACUUCUUUCCAGUAUCACAGCGUUGAAGUGUGACGCCUUUGUUGAACUGUCAGCCACCUUGUCUCCGAGUUUGCUGCCCACUUGUCUCUAAAUAUAGAGCCAUACAUGAAGAAAAAGCUUGUGGCUGUGUCCAAAGUUGCUCUGUGAGGCCUAGAGUUCAGGGAAUUGUGGGAAAUAGAAGGACCUGCAUAUAUCGCCUAUUCUCGGUUGGACUUUCUGGCCAACACAGGAGCUGAAUACAAUGACUGCAGUCUGUUUUUCAGAUUACUGCCUGCACAGAUGAUUUUCUGGCAGCGCUGCCUGUUAAUAGAAACGCAGUGCAUCUGCAAUAACAGUGCACAAUGCAAGCUCACAUUAAGUGCUGAAUACGUUGGCUUUACAGACUUUAUGUGUGGUUUAACAGGUUGAGUGUGAUUUUCACUGGCUUGUGAUCGUCGCUCUCCCUCUGCACUGAACAUGAAGUUGUGUUCAUGUUGUCAGUAUGAACUGUGAAACUCCGCAAGAUGUCACCGCACCGAUGCCAGCAAUUUUCGUUCAGCGUUUAUACUCUCUGGUGUGCUCAGCGCUAUAGUGGCGACAAGAUGCAGAGAAACGCAGGUUUUUACUCGGUCAUGGGGGAGCAUUUUCUAGUUAGGUCUGACACCAACCCCCUGACAGCAUCACACUGCUUUUACACUGUUUGGGAGUCCCAUCUGAAGGGGACAGGGCAGGUAUAAAUUGCCUUAUUUGUACAGUGCUGCACUGAGGCCCAGUGCCAUUAGGUAAAAUGAUCCACUGUGGUUAAUCUCUGAUAUGAUGCUGUGCAGCAAAUGCAGUCAGCUGAGAUACAACCCAACAAACAAUGUGACGCAUGCACAACAAACUGCUGCGUCUUAGAGUACCUGGAACUUUUAUUAUAUGGUUAUUGAUAUAAUUAAAAGUACAAUUUAGCAAUAUGAGCAGUCACCACAUCUGAAAUACCGGCUCAUCGCUUAAUUCCACUAGAUCCAUGUUCGGUCUGGGCAGAUACAGUCAGACACAGAAACGCCAUCACAACAUCUGAGUCAAUUUACAAAACAAAACACCCCAUGUCCACGCCAGAUUGUAUUUCACAUCACUACACCAACAAACUAUCAGAGUGAGUGGAGUCAGGCCUGGAGUCAACAAGUUAGAGCUCAUCGUCAUACAGUGCGUUUACAUGCACAGCUUAAUCAGACUAAGCUCAUAAUCUGUUUUUUUCACCGAAUCGGAUGUCCCUCCUUGUCCGUGUAUACAUGCAACUGAGAAAAUGGAAUUAUUGACAUGAACGUGUCCUCCUCCCCAAAACCAGGGGGCAAUAUUGGUCUUUACAGCGGCGCUGUUUCCGAACAUUUUUAAAGAUGUCUCUAUUCCUCGUUUUGCGACCGUUCAUAUACUUUAAAAUGUCCAUUUCUGUCAGGACGGAAAACAUAACGGCACUCUCUUUGUCAUCCCAAAAGUGGACAUUCUUUCGUGCUUCAGCCAUGUUGCAGUUGCUUCUGAGUCGGAAGUUCUUUAAAUGAUAGUGCCACAUCUUCUCUGGUGGAAAAUUGGAUUCCAGUUGCAUUAUCUGGGUGUCUUAAUCGCAGUUCUCCGACUCCAAUCGGAGUUCUCAAACUCCGGUUAUAGUAGGACUAAGAUGUUUACAUGCACUUCAGUUGUCCGGUUUUAAUCGGAGUAAGGCAAUAAUUUGGUUUUCUCGAGUGUCAUGUAAACGUACUGAGUGAUGUAAAAAAAAUCCUGAUUCUGCCUUUAACUUGGGUGAUCUUUGGUCUCGGUCCUCCAGCUGUCCAGUAGUGCUGCUCUAAGCUCUGAAAACGCAGCUGGUGGGUGUUGACAGACAAGUGGGCGGAGAUGGAUCAAACACGGAUCAGGUGGAAGACCGGUGUUAGCCUAAGUUUAGGGCAACCACCUCGACAUUGGCAGAGAGGCGGAGCUUGGGUGGUUGGUUCACUGCAAACGGCUUCAACAUAUUCGCCUGUUGGUCGUAUCAGCCGUGUCUCUAAUUAUGCAAAUCUAGUUUCCACUGAGUUUGAACGAGGACAACACUUUUAAAUCAUACAUGUAGAAAAAAAAAACACCUGCCUGAGUCUGACUGACAGAAUUUUUAUUACUCGCCGAAAGGUCACUCAGUCAUCCGAUCUGAUGUGCUCUUUGCUAUUGCUCAUUUGCACUUAUAUUUAAGGUGAAGUAAUUUGAGAUCAACAAUUAGCUGAAAUGCCCACAGCAGAGCGAGUACUAUCUGAAGCGGGAAGUAUUAUUUAUUGGCGGUUAAAAUCAGGUAUCAGGUGAUAAGUGUCUAAUGAAAUAUGAAGUGGGUCAUUUUCAGGGGUCGACCUCAUCGUUUGUAUUGUAGCCCUGUCAUCCACCUGAGCUUCUGUUUCCUUUUUUUGUGUCUGUCGGCAUUCCUCAGCUGCUCCGCCUCCCCCCCCUCACCACCACUAUACUAUCAGUGUCUGUCACUCGUGUUUGUCAGCGUCCUCUUCACACAUUCAAAGGGCGAGCCAUUCAGGGGCUCUCUGAUUACACAGCCGCUAUGACGGGGGGGUGGGUCACUUGAUAUUGCUGUAGUGGAGAGUUAGUCGCUGGUGUUGGUGGGCCGGACAGGAGCUGGGUCAGCUUCGGCCAAGGUGACUACUCACUCUGCUGGUGGCCAAUCAGGAUGACACACCGGUCCUUCAGACACAAUAGAAGGUAGGACGCACUAAGAGGGGACUUCAUUUAUUAUGAGUGCCAUAUUUUAACCACGCUAAUACUGCUGGUGGCAUUGAAAAGGUGGCGGCUAGAUGGAGUUAAUGUGAAUGAGUUAGUUUAUGGCUGUGCAGGGUUAAGCACAGGAGCAGGCUCUUUGUCAGGCUGUCAGUGUAGUUCAUCCGCCCUGUGAUAUUAUUAAUAGAGCGGGUAAUGUAAUAGCCUGCAAAAGCAUUAAAUCACGUUUGCAUGCUUGAUGCGCUAAUCAUGUAGAUUCAGACACGAGCAGCAUCGAAUACUAAAAAAAUAAUGCACAAAAAAUGGAUUUGAAGGGAUAUUCCGGUGUAAAAUUAAUUUAGGGUCAAAUGAGUUAGACACCCCCCUCGAGAGAUAAAUGUUGCCGACUGCUUGCUUCUCUAGUUAUGCCAACUCUAGUAACAACCGCACGAUAGCAAUACAGAGAGCAAUGCGCUCAACCAAAACGCCACUCUAUAGCCACAAAUAAUGCUCAGAACAGCACCUAACUUCAUCAACAGGACAUAUAGGGUCACACCCAUAGUACUAGACACCAAACAUCUUUGUAACUUUGACUCAUUUCUUUAACAAAGAGACUAAACACAACUCACCUACUCUCUUCCAGCAGCCGCUUGUUUCUAGCAAGAACUUGAGCCAAUCCUGAGGGACUGCAGCGGGGUGACGCAGCUCAAGGAAGAACAUUUAUCAUUUCUUCAUGGAUAUGCAAUCGGACCGAGAUGCUAAGGCAGAAGAGCAACCGUGUCCACUGUGCAAAAUGAUUAAAAAGGUGAUUAUUACUUCAAGGAAAUGAUAAAGAAAUGAUCGUAAAUGUUCUUCCUUGAGCUGCGUCACCCCACUGUAGUCUGUAAUGGACUGGCCCAAGGUCUCGCUACAAACAAGUGGCUGCUGGAAGAGAGUAGGUGAGUUGUGUUUAGUCACUUUGCUAAAGAAAUUAGGCAAAGUUAAGUAAGAUGAAGUUAGGUGCUGUUCUGAGCAUUAUUUGUGGCUAUAGAGUGGUGUUUUGGUUGAGGUUUGUUUAUGGCUCCUCAGACUGCUGUGUAUUGCUAUCGUGCGGUCAUUACUAAUGUUGGUAUAACUUGAGAAGCAAGCGGUCGGCAACAUUCAUCUCUCAAGGGGGUGUCGAACUCUGUGUUACGGUGUGUCUGACCCUAACCUAAUAUUACGCCAGAAUACCCCUUUAAGUUUUAAAAAGACGAAGAAGUAAAGUCCUGCUUUUGUGGAAGAUAACUAUAAGAAAGCUCCACAAAUGAAGAUGCAAUCCUGCGAUUAUUAAAUUUCCACUUUAGGAUGCAUCGUGGUGUAGUAAUGCCACAUUGUGCGCAUAAGCUCUCCAGAGAUUUCCCCGGCUCUUCCGCGCACUCAGCUCAACAACCUACUUUUAUUUGUGCAGCGUCUUGUGCAUAAUGUGUGCCAUGAGCCAGCUGUAACUGUCUCACAGGGAGGAAAAUGAGUCAGCGGAAUCAAACCCAGGCAAAUGUAGGGCGUCUUAUUGUGGCGGUGGGAAAAAGAAAGCCGCCACAAACACAGCCAGUCCCUCAGGAUUUAUCAGCUUUAUUCCAUCAAGUACAGAAUCCAAUAUUCUCAUAAUGUGGGCUCAACUCAGUCCCAUAUUUUCUCUUGUCUUGUCAUUGCAUGCGCUGGUCUUUAUCAGCCUCUUGAAAGCUUUCCAAAACCCUGAAUCUUAUGUGCUUUGACAUCUGUAUACUCAGCUUCAAUAUGAAACCACAAUUAAGAGAAUAACACCAAAACACUCGAAUAUAAUGAAAGAUAAGUGCCUGAUCUUCAGAGAGAGGUUCAAGUGAGCUGUAUUUCCAUUUCAGUCACUUCUUACAAAUCCUUCAGACUCUCACUGAGUCACAGGAACUUUAAACCACAUUUGUCUGGCUCGCCUUCUCCCACGCUGCCCCCCAAAAAUAAUUACAGAUCAACAAUCGCUGGCAUGUUUACGUGGAUCCGAGGCACCUGUUUUCCUCCACGCUAAAACCAAAAUAUUCAGCUGUGUCUAUUUUGGCACCAUCAGGAUGAUUAAGCGGUCCCAAGGUGCCUUCUCUUGUUCUCUUGUUUGUUUAUGUGAGAGUAUGUGUCACACUGGUUUUGAAACAGGACUAAUAAGUGUGGAUUAAGCAGAGUUAAGUGACGGGUUUAGCAGGAUUUGUUACUGGGAAACAAUAAGAUUUCUAUCUUUAUCUUCAGGGAAACUCCAGUUACAUGAUCAGCCCUUCUGGAGAAAGUUAGCCGCUUUCACUUUAAUUGUUUUACAGUGACUAUCUAAGGCUCGAGGGAAGUUUACUCACAAGAGACAUUACAAAAAAACAAUAUCUCACAGAUUUCUGUUUGGUGAUGAAGGUUUUCAGUUAAGUAGAAGAAGUCAAAAAGGAGCUGCUUUGUUGAGCUUGUUUUCCUCCUCAUUCAAGUCCUUUUUAAUGUAAAUAUGUUAAGUUAAAAUAUCAUAAUCAGAACUGUUGAUAAAAGGUGUAGGAUUAAAUAAGUCUAAACUUCUUCCAAUCCCUUUUCGAACAUGUAGAUCGGCUGCACAUGCAGGUUGUUGCCAGCCAUCUUUGUUUUCUAUUACUUAUGGUACGCAUGUGUUUGUGUUUGGUUACCACCUAUAUUCAUGUUUGAAAUAAAGCAUUCAUUCAUUCAUUUAUAAUCAUAGUUCUGUUUGCAGUAAAGCAAACACAUUUUUAACAUCAAUUUGUAGAAAGACCUCUGACUGUAUUGUACCUUUCAUUGUAUUGUACAGCCCUCUGUAUGUUUGCCAUCACAUUGCAUCAUAUGCUUCCUAUAUUAUCAAAAUGCAUGACAUCAUAUUGCAUGACAUUGAACGCAUCAUUCAAAUGCACCUUAAUGCAUCAUAUUAUAUUGCACCGCAUUAUAAUCUAACUCAUGCAUCAUAUUAUAUUGCAGCACAUAGGGGUCAUAUUGCUUGCAUUUAUUGCAUCACACUAUCAUUUGGCGUCAUAUUGUAUCCCAUUGUAUCUCGUUGUGACCCUUCUCAUCAUAAUGCACUAUAUUACAUGCAUCAUUUUGCUUGCAUUAUACUGCAGACGUUUCAAUGCUUGGAUCUCAAUGCAUCAUAUUGUAUUUUUCCUCCACUGUUUCAUCCUAUUUUAUGUCAUAGUGUCACUUCUGAUAAUAACAAAUCAAAAUGUAUUGCAGCAUCGUAUUGCACAAUGUUGUGUUGCAUCAUAUGUUGUACGAUAUUGUCUAAUAUUGUACACAUUUCAUUUCUCUGCUGUUACCCUGAAUUAAAACCACAAAACACACGCUACAAACAGCAGAGAAGACAUGGGUGUGACCCCACUGCCACCCCUGCUUCGGCCCCUUAUGGGGUCUCUUGUUGCUUGUCCACGCCCUCUCUGUUGCCAUGGAAGCUCUUAAAGACACCAGUGGAAACACACCGAUCAUGUGAUAAUAAAUUGCCUCAUGAAAAUGUACCAUCAUGUGGGUGGUAAGCAGAAAAGAAAUGAGGUGACAGAUCAGAUAUUGGCGCUGGUCUUGUCUGACACUUUUGACUACCUUGGAUUUAACUUUGGGGGUUUGUGUGGCACUGUCAUUCUGGUUACUGUCCAUCAUUUCCACACACAUUGCUCGGUCUGUAAUCCAUUUUUUCUCCUGUCCUCCAUCCUGCAGGUUAUGCCACCCCAAAGGCUUCCUGGACCCCCAACCCUGAAAGAGAAAGGCUGAUCCCUGUUCUCCCCCAGGUUCCUGCAGCUCUGCACCUCAUCGUUCCUCCGUGUCCCUCUCCUGCUUACCCCCUCACCCAAGUACACUCACCACACCUGACCCUCCCUCCCCCUGUCAGCCUCGACCUCUAGGACUGUUCAUCCUGUCACUUCUCUCCCCCAUAAAUCCUCCCCUGCAGCCGCUCCGUCCCCUGUCUCUUAAUUGUAUUCCAGCCACACUAGCCUCCCUCCCUGCAGGCCCCUGUCCUCGUCAUAGAGCUAUUCUUCACCCACUGGCUGCACGCCGGGCCCCAUGGCUACAGGAGGUCAUGCCCCAGAGAUAGAUGUGUUGAUCAACCUACAGGAGGUGAGCUUCAUUAUGAGCGUUUUCUGUAGUUUGACCAUCAUGUAAUUCAUGUAAAUGUUGAAUAUAUCAGGUAAAAGUCCCUCUGUUUUAUCUGGACCUGUUUGUUUGCACAUUAAGGAGGUUUAAUUACCUUAUACCGGGCAGCACUUUCAGGAUGUUAACCAUCAAGGCGAGCGAUUCAAACGGUGUAUCCUGGUGACAAAUCCAGCAGCUUUCACUUUGAUUUGAUUUGCUGUCAUCAGAACGGAGAGCAGGAGCUUGUAGUCUUUGUGCACGAACUUUUUAAGGUUGAUUCAGCCCCGUGGGUUUUCUCCAAAGAGGCUUUAAAGUCCUCUGCUGGUUUGGUCGAGUUUUUGUCUCCUGCACAAAAACAGAAAACAUGCAGAGAAGUUAGGAAGAGUUAUUAGAUUUACAGAUUUAAGGUCAGUAAAUUUAAGAUUUAAGGUGAGAGAACACUGAUUUAGUUUUGGUCGAAGUCACAUGUUUGUCUUUGAGUCUAGUUUAAGAAAGUCAUUAAAUUGUAGUCAAUUAAGUUUCAGAAAUGUUUGAAUUUGCAGUGUGACACUUAAAAACUUAAUGUGUAACAUUCCUAAACUUAACUGGAUGACAAAGUUAAGCUCCUCCCACCAAUGCACUGCUGUCUGCUGCAAUGGUAAUCCACUAAGGUUAUGUAUAGGGCUGGGCGAUAAACCAAAAAUUUCUUAUACCAAAAUUUACGACAAUAACCAACGUCAUUUUGCCCAUGUCAGUAUAUUCGUGUCAAAUAAAUAAAUACAUAAAUAAAAGCUGUUUUUGGAUGUGUGUAGGUAGGCUAUGGUCUCAUGUCCCUUUAAGACGCUGUCCUACGUCAGAGACGUGACUCCACCCCAUCCAGUCUGUAACAAAGAGGGAAAGACAGGUGAGGAGAUGGAGGACGGUUCAAAAGUUGUAGCGGCUGAAGUAGACGAAGUUAAUGUGGGAGGGGGUGAGCAGCUUGUGGGGUAGUUAUCGUCCAUUUAUCGAUAUCGAGGUGAACUACUCAAUAUAUUGUGAUUUUGAUUUGAGGUUGUAUCGCCCAGCCCUAGUUAUGUACAUUAGUCUCUCCUCUCUAAACCAAGCUCAGUCUCAGCAGAUGACUGUCUAACAUGAUUCUGGUUCUCCUCGAUGUUUCUGCCUGUUAAAGGAAGUUCUUCCUUUUUUAUGUGGUUGAAGAUGGGAUGGGAGUGGAUCUGAAUAAUCUUAGGGGCUCAAUCUGAUCCUGUCCUUACACUGGGUCUGGUCUAGUCCAGCUUUUUUAAGCAUCUAGAGAUAACACAAACUUGUGAAGUGCCGCCAUAAAAAUAAAGCCAUAAAAGAAACUCUGAGUAUUAUGAUCGUUGAAUUUAGUGAGUGAUACAUCUUUUUUUCCAGUGAGUUUUACUGCGUAUGUUUGUGUGAUUUUUUUCCACUUCACAGCCACACGUUGUGUUUGAUUUUGACACUGUGGCACAAAGUAAACAGCGUCUUCUUAAAGCGCAGCUGUGAGGGGGAAGGACGCCAGCGAUGAGCGAGAGCUGGAAAUAUGUGAGAGGAUAGACAGCUUCUCAGGGAGUCCCGCAGGAGCGUCAGGUUGAAGGGAAAAGAAAUCUACGACGUGGCGAGUGACAGGGGGGACGUUGAUGAAUUCGCCACGAGUGGAUAGAUUUCUCUCUCUGCAAACACUUUUCUGUUAACAGACGCACAGCUGUUACCGGGAAAGAUAUCAGGCUCGCAGUAAAUAAAAUUGUUUUGGUUUGGACAGAUGUAAGUUUUAGAUAGAAACCUUUUUAAUGUUAAUUAAUUCACGAAAAAUAAGCGUUAAGCUGCAGAGGUCAGAAGAUGACAGGUUUAUGCCAGAGGGAACAUUAAACUCCAUUAUUCGAUAAUUAAUAAACAAUCACAUCAAACACUUUAAGUAAUUUGUUGAAUUUGUUCUUUUGUCAUUAAACUUGUUAUCUUUACAGCUGCCUGUAGUGUCUGCAGACCUGAUUUGUUCAGUUUUUAAUUGGCCUUAUGGGUCCGACUGAUAAAUCUGUUAAUUACCUGAACCUGGAAAAGCUUCAGGGUACUAAUAAAACUAAUAUUUUCAUGCUGGUUGUUUGGUGUUGUAGUGAAAUAGUCGAUAUUGAACAGUGAAGGUGACAGAAGAGACUGCAGGACGCUGGUUUUGUCUCGGCUCUAAGCAGCGUUUUAAUGUUGGGCUUUAGUGUUGGCCGUCUGUUUGAGAGCCGGAGAGAGAAAAUCGUUCAUGAGCUUGUUUGACAAAAUGCUUUGUGUCUUUGUGAAGUCAAGUCUCAGCUGCAGAGUCUCACUCCUGUCACGUUUUCAUACCGCGGAGCUGCCAAGUAUCCGCUUUAUAACAGAGCAGAGAGCAAAGUCAGAGGAUGGCCUCAGAGUUUGAUGUUGGAACAGGAGAUCUGCUGGAUGUGGCGCUGCGUGUUUCUUAAAUGGUGUAUUUUCUCAUCCUUGGAUUUGGUAUUUUAAGAAACAGAAUUUGACUGUUUUCUGCUUUAAGUCGGUUUAACACAAAGUUGAUAUUACUUUGACUUUUAAAACUGAAAGUGGAAAGUGGACUGUGACGUGGUUUUACUAUGGUAUGUUGAGAGUUAUAAUAAAUAUCCGGAGUUCAGCGUGAGCAAUUCAUUGCUAUUUAAUCGAUCUGUACUGCGCAAGUGCAAAAAAACUUUAUUUAAACUACCAAUCGAUUGCAGAAACCAGCUGGCGAUGUGACAGGCUAGCUUACUGCAGACUCCAGAGCUAAUGCAGAGGUAUUCGCCAGAGCUUCCGCCCAGCAUAGUGAGACAUUUUGGGCCAUAGAGAGCGCCACCACCUGGUCAAAAUAUGGUUCUUUGACAAAGGGGGGAAUGCUCUGAAGGUGUGUGGCCACAGAGAGCGCCACCACCUGGUCAAAUUCAUGCUUCAUUUAUUAACAAGAAGCCUACACAUUCUGGACAAUGAAUUUCAGCGUUUGUUCACAGUGUUUCAAUUUCAACACAUUCAUUCAAGCUUUUUAAAACGACGGUGCAAUUUUAAAAUUAAGCUAGUCGUAGGAACUUUUAAUUGUAAAACUGGGCGCCAUUCUCUUGACUUCCCGGCACUCAGUUCAGUUGGAGGAAGCACUCCGUUCAGGAGAAAGGUGUGUGGCUGUUAUAAACUGAAGCAUCCAUUCUGACUGAAGCGAGCUGGCUGAUGCUGAAGCUGUCGAACAAGUGUCGAAGCUGUUGCAAAGAUGGCUGGUAGAGGAAGUGGCGUUCCUUUCACACAUGCGCAGUACAAAUCGGGUUUCCGGGACGGAUCAGGUAGCGACAGACCAAUCCGAUGUUUGGUCCACUCAGCACGUAUUGACCAACAAGUCGACUAGUGUACUGCUAAACUUAACAAGGUACUUCAGUGAAACUUCAUCAGAGUAUCUUUACUUAUACUUGAGUAGAAUAUUUGAGUACUUUGUCAACCCCUGAAAACAAACCGUUCAGACACUCAACGUUAAAGAAGCGGUCGAUCACAAAGACGCUUUGCCGUUGAUUUGAGUGCGUUUCACGAGCAGUUAAACCCCCUCCUGUUAGGAUAAAUUGGCGAACAGGUCUGAUGUCAUUCCAGUGAAGUCUUUAAACCUGAUUUGGAGUUCCUCAAAGAGCAGAAACUCCCCAAACAAAGGUAUUAUGCCGAGAGACACUCGUCUUCAAGAGAGACUUUUCCUCUGACAGCCCCUCAAAGGGAUGAGUCACUCGUGUGUCUGUGUGAAAAGGCUCAGAUUGUUUUGUGCCUGUUGUUGAAGUGAAACAGAUGAAAGUGUCUUCUCCGGGAGAUAAGGCUCUGCCAAUUAAGUAGGUGAUGUGUUAUUAUUCACAGCGGGGACCGUGCCAUUCACAGAGCACACUGAGGCUCAGGUCUGAGGGAAAUAAUAGGCUGGAUACUCGGCUACGGGCGAUACAUGCAGAUAUGAGGCUGACAAGUAUCAGCGUCGAAACAGAAACAAGAGCAUGGAAGGAAAACUUGAUUAACUUCAUGUAGACGAAAUGACAUUGAGAAAUAACGCCAACUUUUUCGAGAUAAUUGCUCAUAAACAUCAGCUGUGCGGCGAAAAAGCAAAGCAAAACACUGCUGCUGAUAUUUAUGUUCGCUGUGUUUGUUGGUCUGGGAAAUGCGCCAGCUGCUUCUAUCAGAGGGGAGUGGGAAGCAGAUUUUAAACAGGGCGAAAUAAAAAAGAGCAGGAGGGACCAGGAAGCAGAGCAAACAAACUCGUCAUAUUUUUAUCAGCCUGGAUUGUAAUCGGUUUAAGAAAUAUCGAGUUGUUUCCUGGAGAAAAAGCUCCUCUCUGGCGCUGGUUCUCAUACCCUAAAUAAUGAAUCUGAGCGACAGACAUACAGCGACAUAUUGGUGUAACAUAAUGAGGCCUGAAGGCAUCAGCUGGUGAUGUACUUCACUGGUGUAACAGGAGUUUACGAUGCUUUCCUGUGGACCUAAUCCUGAACCCUAAACCCUAAUCCAGAAUCCAGAAUCCCACUAUGAUUGGCUGUUUGCUUUGUGAGAGGCAGGACUGAUAUUUACAUUCGAGCAGUCAUUUACAUUUGUAGUACCAUUUUGAUCUGGUGUGUAAACUUUAUGUCGGUAUGUUAAACUGUCACUCUUGAUGAUACAUCGAUAUGCGGAUCAGUGGGAGCAUCUGUCAGGGUUUGAAAGUUUAAAGGUCUCAGAUCUAGUCCUUGUAGACAGGGAGGAGAUUUUCCUCAUCUGCUUUGAAAAAUGACAGAAACAAGCAAAAAUGCUCAAAUGUGAAAAUUCUGCAUCUGGUGGUUCAGAUGCAUAAAAUAAUACCUGGUGUUGGUUAAAGGGAUAUUCCGGCGUAAAAUUAAUUUAGGGUCAAACACACCGUAACACCGAAUUAGACACUCCCCCCCCCAGAGAUAACUGUUGCCGACUGCUUGCUUCUCUAGUUAUACCAACUUUUAGUGACGACCGCACGAUAGCAAAACACAAAGGUCUACGUCUCAAACAAACCUCAACCAAAACGCCACUCUAUAGCCACAAAUAAUGCUCACAACAGCACCGAACUUCAUCAACAGUACAUAUAGGGUCCCAGCCAUAGUACUAGCCACCAAACAUCUUUUUAGUUUUGCCCAAUUUCUUAAUCACAACUCACCUACUCUCUUCCAGCAGCCGCUUGUUUGUAGUGAGACCUCCAGGCCAGUCCAUUACAGACUACAGCGGGGUCACGCAGCUCAAGGAAGAACAUUUAUGAUAAUUUCUUUAUCAUUUCCUGAAGUCUGAUUGUAUUUCCAUGAAGUAAUGAUCAUAAAUGUUCUUCCUUGAGCUGUGUCACCCCACAGCAGUCCGUAAUGGACUGGCCUGAGGUCUCGCUAUGAACAAGCAGCUGCUGGAAGAGAGUAGGUGAGUUGUAUUUAGUCUCUUUGCUAAAGAAAUGAGUCAAAGUUAAAGAGAUGUUUGAUGGCUAGUAAUAUGGCUGGGACCCUAUAUGCACGUGGCUCUUUGUAUCGUUAUGGUGCGGUUGUUACUAAAGUUGGUAUAACUAGAGAAGCAAGCGGUCGGCAACGUUCAUCUCUCGAUGGGGUGUCUAACUCGGUGUUACGGUGUGUUUGACCCUAACUUAAUUUUAUGCCGUAAUAUCCCUGUAAGACCUGCACGAUUUUUAUGAACGCAGUAUGUCAGGAAUGGGUUCGAAUUUGACUGGUACACUAGAAUUUAUGAAGCGAGGUUAAAGGUCAACGUUCCUGUUGUAUCUCAAAGUUACUCUGAAGUUUGAUCGGCUGCCAUGACAGAGAGAAACACUCCUAACCACAGAGUCAACCUCACCGCUGUACCCUGAGUCCUGACCUGCUCUGAGUCUGAUAUUUUUUUAAAUCUGUUGUCCAGUCAGAAAAAAUGUUUGCCUAUUCCAACCUCUAUCUGGGGUUUGCAGUAAAAUUAAAGCAAUUCUAUUUAAAGUUUUAAAAACACGGCCUCCCUGUUUCAGUAACGACCCAAAACCACAACAGAAAAAUCGUCCACACAGAUCUUCAGCUCCAAAAUAACCAACAUUUCCUCUAAUCCUGGAGGUUUUCCUCAUCAUGAGGGGUACACAUCAAACUCACAAAAACACACCCUGGUCUCUCUCUCUCUCUGUUAGUCACAGCUGAUGAAUAUUUUAAGGCAUCUUUCUGGCUCAGCAUUCCAUCAGAGAUGAAAUAUUGAUGUCGUGGUAGAAGCGCAGCAGAUCCUGAGAAAAGGUGAGACAGCAGGUUUUCAUCUGAGCGCGGGUUCGGCUCAUGGGAUCAGGAUUUAUCAACAGGAUCGAUUUAAAGCCUCAAAACAGAAAUUCAGGAGAAACAGGAUCUUUGUGUUUGAUGGAAACAGAUUCAACUUCAACACAGAAGUCGUGAUAGAGUCGCUUUUUAUGUGGUUUUAGCAAGAAGGAGGACUUAAAAGCUAAAGCUAACUCAAAGAGCUGAAGCAGAGCAAGCAGCACUCACCUCUUCCUGGUUGUCCUCAGAAGGGGGCGGAGUCAAAGAGAGGGGGCGAGGCCAAAGUUCCUGCUUUAAGGCUAACAGAGCAAACCAUAGAGAUUAGAGGGGUGGAGAGGCCCAAACCAAGAAGACUUAGGUGAUUAUUUUGACUGUUUUUUACAAACUUCAGUGCAGAAAUUAAAACUUGUGUAGUUUGUACUUUUUGUUUUUAAUUUUUAUUGUUUUUUUUGAGUUUUUUGUCACCUCUGAAGUUGUCUUAAACCACAGGAAGGAAGCUAGCAGCUAUUGAAGCUAGCAGCUACUCUCCUAGAUAUCUGUAGGGGUCUGUGCGGCCAUUUUUUUUCACCUAUCACCCCCAGAUAAUAUCGGAGGAAACAGGUCUGGACUGGCCUUUCACACAUGUAACACACUGCAGGACAUUGUGCAUGUGAGACUAGAUCACAGCUAUUUGGAGUCAUGAUUCAACAGGUUGUAUUUGGGCAGAGUAUGUUGAGGCCGCUGUCUUGUUAAAACCUUCCUCUUGUGUUAGCUUUUACAACACACCCACUAUGUUAAGGGUUGGUUUCAACCCGUGUCUUGAAUCAGCUGUAAAUUACACUAAAAACAAUUCUCUAUCAUCCAAUUUGGUUCUCAUCUCUAUGUUACCUUGUUUGGCUUCAUUAUCCAUGAAAAUGUUGCUUAUAAUAGUUUUUGUUGUGGUCCUCUGGGCUCUUCUUUGUCAGUAUACACCUCACACAGACAUAUUGAUGGGCACGGCAGUUCUUUUAGAUUUACUGAAUCACUAGAAUCAGUUCUCUAAAAAGAUUCGUUCAUUAAAUCACUGAAUCAUGUAGCGCUUGUCGGAAGACACCUGCGACUCCGAACUCCUGAACUGAUACACAGCUGAAUGUUCAGGAUUCAGUUCGAUUUAUAGCUUCUGGGACCAGGAGACGAGAGUGUUUGGCUGCGUUGCUUUGACAAACAGGUUUGUAAAAAUGAACUUGUUUAUAAGUCAUGAUGUUUUACGUGUACUGUCACAUGGUAUGCUAUUUACCAGGUCUGAACAUGAACCGUUCCCUCGCAAACCGCUGCAGUGAUAGGAUGCCGCGGGUUUAAUGCACUACUUCUUACAUGCUGUGUCCUAUUGUAUGCAAGUUGUUGUUUUGGCAAUUUAGCAGCGAAAAAAAAGGUAGUUUUGUCUGACAAAAAUGAUUCCAGAGAGUGUAGUUCAAUGUGUGAUUCGUUCACCAAGUGAUUCAGGCGUUGGUGCUCGCGGUCCCUCGUUCACCAGCUGCUCGACUGAAGUGAGAAAUGGACGAAUCACUUGAGGAAAUGAUUCGGUUCAGUGCGUUCACUGAAAAGAUUCGGUUCUUUUAAACGACUCGUUCAUGAACGGCACAACACUAUUUCACAUGAUUGGAAGAGUAUCUGACUGUCAGUGCACUUGUGAUUUUAGUUUUUGCUCUAAUUAUUAGAUAUUGAUCUAACCGGGUCAACAGCGACCCUGACACGACAAGUGCCAUAGUUUUAAUAAGAGCAUUUUAUAGUUUAGUCAAUUUAAUUUUUUAAUUUUUAUUUUGUUGAAAUAGAGGUUCCUGACAAAGUCAAAAAUUCUUGAUACUAAAAUAAACUUAUUUAAGUGGUUCUUUUAAGCAUGUAAAAACAAAAACUAGUCGGUGCAGACCCUAACACAGGAGGAGGGUUCAUGUCAUGCAUUGUUCUUGAUAGUGCAGAGGAACUUUGUAUUUCAUUUCAUCAAAUAGGAGAGGAAAUUACAUUAUUAUUCAUCAAAGAUUCAAAAUGAAGACAGCAACACUACACAGGUGUGAUUAUAGAAAUAACCGUCCUCCUCUUUCUGUCAUCUCGUCCUGCUCCCACACGCCGCCUCCUCCUCCUCCACCACCUGCGCCGGGGUCGCCCUCCUCCUGCGUCCCUCCACCCAAACUGACUUCAAAGCUGACAUGAAAGACUUUUCAGUCAUUCGCAGCGAAGCAGAUCCGGCGUUAGCAGAAAUCCCUUUAUUGUAAUAUUUCUAUUAUUCCCUCUCGCCUUAUAUGAGCGGUAUUAGAUCCUGUGUCUUACACUGUGAUUACCACAGCAAGGUGAGAGCGGGAGGAUGUAAGAGAGUCGAAUUAAAGCGGAGUUGGUUUGUAGGAAUAUAGGCCACCUUCAAUAAUGAACCAAAUUAAGCUGGCCGGGUAUAAAAACAAGGCUUUUACUGCCCGCUCAAUUUAAAGCCGUCCUUUUGUACUCAGCCUGGCUUCAUCUGCCCGGGCUCUGUGUAGAUAGGUAGCUGAGAUCAUUAAACGCAUCCUGUCCCUUCAUCCCUCUGGUAAUUAGGAGGUAAUGGAGCCUUGGCACAGAGAAAUCGGAGAACACGGAGCAGCAGCCAGAGUGCUUACCGUGCCAGCGCCAAUCUGAGGUGGAGGACGCCGCCUGUCACGGCGAUUUGACCUAUCAGAGUCACCAAACGGCUCCUGCAGGACACUCCCAUCAGCCUCUGCUGUCUCCAGGGGCUGUCUGUGCAUUAGUCCUCCGCUGCUUUAGCACUUUGUUGUAUUGAUUUAUCGUUCUCCAUGCAUGCAGUGGAAGAUGUACAGACACCAGGUGCUUGUUGUUGUCUGUAGGAAACAUUUUAAAGACAUACUGGAGUUUUCUCCCGGGACAGAUUAGCAGCAAAAUCAGGGUUUUAGGUCCACCUGUGAGUCUUUUCUCCUGAACCGGACAGACACAAAGAAAAACCCUUCAGGCGGAGAUUUUUCUGAGCUUUUGUUCUGGAGAAAGUUUAAUCCAAGUUCAGUUUAGUGGUUUAUUUGACACAGAUGAUGCCUGGGCGAGAGUUUACUAUAUAGUGGUGUACACAGAGGAGUGAAAGGGGGGUGUGAUGACCUCCCCUGACACCCUGACCUCUUAAAAACUCCAGAUGUAAAUAAAUAUUAUAAAAAUUAUGGUGCCUUUUUCCUAGAAAAUGAGUGGAAAAUGACCGUAGCAGCCAGUCUGUAGAGGACAAAACAUGACAAAGUUCCCCCUAGAUGUCUUUUCAGGAUAAAAUCAUAGAAAAGUGCUCUUUAGAUGCUCUUCUAAUAGACAAAAUGUGAUUUGGUUUAAGAUUAUCGAGACACGUUUAACAUUUAGAAAGUUUCUUUUUUAUUUGAGGGCUGAAAUAGUUUAUUUAAUUUGAUUUAAAUUUGAUUUCUCAGGUUUAAACGAUCACAUGAUGUGUACUUUAUUCACUUAAGGGGAAAAAAAGCUGAAUUUGUCAGAAUGAUGAGAAAAUUUUGCAAAAAUCAGAGAAAAAGAAAAACAAAACUUGCGUCUCAGUUUGGUCCUAGCACCAAUUGUAGUGCAUAACUCCAUUAAGAAAAGAAGAUAUUCCCAUUUAAAGGUUGAAAUCUGUAAACUCAAGUUUGCCUCAAUCUUGCUUAAGUGCAUUUUCUGCUAUAGGAGGGAAGUUAAAUGUAGUCAGUUGCGCCCACUUUAACUGUUUUCUGUGCAGAAGUACCUUCCUCAAAUGUUGCCUCUCUCUGAUGCACUCAUGCAUAUGUAUAUCUCUGCAGGGAUAAUGCUAUAAAGACCUCUGUAGCAUUGAUUCUGCAGAAAUGCACACUUUGUUUGAGUUGUAACGGCGCCUGAUCACAAAUUAAUUUAGAUGUGAAACACAAGAAAAUGUCAAAGCUUAACGGGUCGUGCAGAUUUCGCAGAGGUUGUAGAGUGUGUGGAGGAUUAAGAAUAAUCACUGAAGUCUGGAGAUAAACACAGAAAGAUCAUUGGGUGCAUGAAGAGCUUUGCAGAAGAUAGAGGUAAUAGAUGAGACUGAUGUGUCUGUGAAGUUCAUUAAAGGGAUGGUUCAUUGUUUUGAAAUGUGGUCGUCUGGGGUGCUUGUCAAUACUGAGUGUAUUACCCACAUGAGAUCCUGGUCUGUUCGGCGUCUUUGUUGGAGAAUCAGAGACGUGGAGCUUCAGCUGCUGCAUAACUCAUUUUACUACAUAACUAAACUCAUCCAAACAUUCAUGUAAGUGCACACUGUAUUUAGAAAUGUCUGAUUAUAAAGUUUUCUUUUCUCCAGGUGAAGGUGGAAGAGGAAGAUGAGGACGGGUCCGUGGAGGAACACGAAGAAGAAGAGGAAGAGGAGGAGAGCUGGGAGAAAACGCUGUCCGUGGAUCGUUUCGGAGACUUCAUCAGUGACUCUGCUUACACGAGCAGUGACAGGAUGGGCCGCCACUACACCGAGAAAGACUUUGAGAGUAAGCGGAGACACAGCUCUUACUCUCUUCCUCUCAUUCUGUCCCUUGGCUUUUCAGACACACACACUUACUCACACCUGCUUCCUCCUCUUCUCUUCAACUCAGUCUUGAUUUUUGUUAUGUCAUAAUCCAGUUCCAUAAAUAUGUGAAUUAACACACUCUUAUAAAAUCUCCUGACCUUGUCCAUCAAAGUUUCAGAGUGGAUUAAAUUUCAGGCAGAUUAGCAGACGGAUACCUCACGCUCUGGUUGGAGAUAAUAGCAGCUAUUAUUGGACAGAGCUGCUUUCUUCUGACGCUCAUUAAACUGUGCAUCUCUCCAUUAUUGUAUGUUAAUUAAAAAUCUCAGGCCUUUGUUUGUGUUGUGUCUUUCAAGUGUUUAAUAGGGUAUUAAGGGCGAGAUAGAACAAGUCGUCUGGGAAUAGCAGCGUGUUUUAUUUAAGUGAAUCAAACAGCUGCAGCAGAGACAACAGUGACAACAGUGUUUGUUUAGUGUGAGGCAGUGAGUGUGAAAAACUUUCAAAUCUGAGUUAGGGCUGUCCCGAUACAAUAUUGAUAUCAGAUAUCGGUCCGAUAUCAUCCAAAACAAUGUAUCGUCCUGCGUCUAAAAUCUCCGAUAUCAUCACUCCAAUACAAGCAGUCCAUUCUAGACUCCGCCUCUAUCUAGCAGCGCCCUGAUCCAGCAUGUAGAGCCCACAUAAUCACAACAACAUUGUGUACCAAGGUACUAACAAAGUACCAAGGAGUAGUAGUGAUUUCAGCUGUGUGCCAGUAUUUUUCGUUAAAGUGGGAAAAAAAAAACUUGCAGCUGAGUGCAAAACUUGUCAUGCACAAGUUUAUGCCAAUAUCGAUAUCUGCUGAUACUGAAGGCUACAAUAUCGGUAUCGUAUCGGAAGUAAAAAAAAGUUGUAUCGGGAAACCCCAAAUCUGGGCGCAAGGGGCUAGAAAGUAACUCAUUACAGUUAAUCAAGUUACUGUAAUUUCAGUUUAUCAAGUUAUACUGUUGUGUGUUUGUGUUGAACUACUUUGACCACAGGGGGCGCCAAAAUCGACGCUGAUACAGAAGCUUUAAAUUUAGUCCCAAUCUGAAAAUUAUUUCGAGAUGUUUCAAACUUUGAAAAAAUGUUGCAUUUUGUUUUAAAAAAAAAUUAAAAAACUUUUUACGUAUUGCAAGCAAUCCAAUCCUUAAAUUGAGAAUCCUUUCCCCCUGAAGGUAUGCCGCAAAAAUUUUCAAUAACCCUAAACCUGGAUAGGUACAGAGUCAAAACACUGUUUAUUGUUUAUUGUUUCUUACUCCCCCAAAUUCAGCACCAUGAGUUCAAGUUUGUUGUUUUGUUCACAUUGGAUCCUGUCCUGCAAUCCACGCACAACAAAAUACUUUUGCCUGCUAUAGGUGUGCUGCUGCAUUCCCAUUUGUUGUGUUGAUUGUUUUUUUUUUUUUUAUUGCUAUCAUUUACUCCACAAUCUAGUGGAAGUUGACUUUCUGUCCUUUCAAAAUAAAAGCGUAUUUGUUAUUAGAUACAAAAAUAACACAUCAUGGGCAAAGGGCAGAAAAAAAGCAGAAAAAAAAACAUUUUUAACCCUUUAAUGCCUGAAACCACAAAUUAUGGCCAGAAAAUUCACAUUUUUUUGGAGCUGAAAUGUUUAUUUCAACAAAAACAAUGUCCUAAAAAUUUAAUAAAUAUAUUUAUUUAUCUCUUUUGAUACAUUAGAUGUUUUUGGAAACUGAUAAACCACAAGAGGACAUUUUUAUCAUUUAUUGGACCGUAUUCAGGUGUUUUUUUUAGUAAUUUGUUGAUCAUUUUAUUUAAUAGAAGUAUCAUAAAAGUAUGUAUCAAAUAUGAGAUACUGACCCUGAGAUCAAGAUCUUCUUUGAUUUUAUUCUUGUUUUUUCUUUCAGAUCACCGACACACAUUUCAUCACACCCACCACCCCUUGUCCACCCACCUGCCCCUGCCCCAGCGUUUGCGGAAGAGGGUGCACAGCUCGGACAGAAGGCGGAAAAAGAAACGGAAGAAAAAAAAGACCUCCCUGCCGCCGUCUGACGUUACACCCACCAUCCAUGAGGUAGACGAGGAGGAGGCGGAGUCUGAGACCGACAGACAAGGGGCCGCUUCGGCUACUGUGGAGACGACCGAUAUCCAACGGCAGGUAAAAUAAGACAGAGGAAUCAUGGGUAUUUUAACCCUAACCUCCUCGUAGCUGGGGGUCUUUGCUGCUGCUCUCCCUGCCUUUGCUUUAAAGUAUGAAUAAGAGGGCGGUUGCGUAAAAGGCGGUACCCUCAAAUAUAUGACGCUGUUUGAUGAAAGUGGUCCUGACUGAACCACCUGUGAGCAUUUUCCUCCUCUCAUUGAUCUUCCUCUUCCUCUCAGUUUAGUUUGGGGAGCCAAGAAGACUUGGAGGAACCCCUCCCGCUCUCUACCAUCCACAUGGAAAAUGAAGAACAUCCACCGACAAAGGCAGACGCGCCGGCUCGGAAAAGCGGAGAGGCUUGUAAUGGGGAUAUUACAGCUUGUGGACAGGAUGAGGAGGUGGAUGGAGAAGAAGCGGCCUGCAGCAGGUAGGCUGUGAUGAGAAGCGGUUUGUUUAUUUUUGUGGAUUUAUAAAAGGAGUUGUGGUGCAUCAUGUGGGUCCUCUGACACAGAUCCAGAUUCGAGAGUUUCUCUGCGCUCUCAGUGAUUUGAUCAAAAUGAAUCAAACUGCUCGAUCACUGCUGGACUCUGUAAUUCCUCUCACCUCUAAUGAGUCUUCCUCUAUCAAGCAUCCUGCAGCUAAUUACUGUAGGUUUCGGGAAAAAUAAGCUCCUCGAUGCUGCGUGCCCGGAACCAAACAGCAAACAGUGUUAGCCGCUGAAAUACUCGCUCCGAGGCUUUAGCAGCCAGGGAGCAGUUUGUAAUCACAGUGCGGCUAAAAAAAUAAGUGAAUGUUGAAAUUACCUCCCUCGGGUUACUGGAAAUAGUAAUAAAGGUGGCUGUUGAUAAAAGGAUGGGGAAGCAGUGGUUACACAAGAGUGGGUGAAGUGUGGAGAAAACGAACAGUCCUUCUAAUUCCACAUGUGGUGACGCCUUCAUGGCGAGUGUUUCUCGUUAGCCUCCCUGGCGAACGAUUUCAGCUAGACAGGUGUAGUGACAGUCGUCAUUCAUUGAUUAGAAUGAAAUCCUCAUGCAGGUAGCAGGCUAAAUCCUGAAUAUCGCCACCUGCUGGAUACUCUCACCCUCUCUGCAGCUGUGGCCUGGAUUGCAGGACAGAUUCCAGUAUGAAUACGACCGUAUUGUUAAAGCUCCUGUGAGGAACUUUUGAUUUGUGUGAAUUCUGGCGCCCCCUGUUGAUAUUACUGUCUCCACUUGUCUUGGCUUAUACAUGUUGAAGUUGUAUGUUUUGACCAUAAACUGGAUAUAGAACGGACGCCGUCUGCCUCCUCGCUGGGUGAACCCACCAUGAGAACAGCACCCUCUGGUGAUGGGCUGCAGUAUAGGUCAUAAAUCCCGCCUCCUCCAGCAAAGCUUAUGGAGCUGUGGACAAACUUUAGAAAUUUAUUACACAGAAUAUAAAUGUUUCUCCCACCUGGUUGCGAUGUUGACAUGUAGUUACUGUAAGACUGGUUUGUGCUCAAGUCCUCUUUUUUCUGUGAAGCUCCGUUUUUUAAAGUUGUUAAGGGGUUCAUGUUUGCUAUGAUUGACACUUGAUACAGCCUAUUGGCGUACGAAGAUUGCGUAGCUCACCCAGGGAAAAGCUGUUUGAGCCAAGUGUCAUCACAGCAACUCCCGGUGACUCUCCCGCCUAAUACUGGCAGAAGGCGGAACCAAGUUGUCUAUAGUAUUUACAGUCUAUGGUUUUGACAAAAACUCAGACUCGACAGUUAAAUGUGUAAUUUACUGUAAAGCUGUAAAAACAGAACUCAAGUCCUCAAUCAUUUAGAGUCAAAAAUGUGUAUUUCAGUCUUUUUCAUUAACCUGAAAAUCUCCCCAAUGGAGCUUUAAACUCAACAUGUUAUCAUGCUAACAGAAAGUACUUCAGUGUUUAUGAGUCUGUUGCCAAUGGAAACCUGCGACAUUGUCAACAUGCAGGAGUGAAAUGAGCCAGAUUGGUUUGAUCUGCUGCGAUAUGUGAUCUAAUUGUCUCUGAGAGCGCUCUUGCUGUUCAGACUUAGUUUGUGUUUUCAAGGAUUAGACCAGGAGAUUCAGAGGAAAGCCAGGUGAUAAUUGAAUAUAUGAUUUUUAAUCUUGUACUACAUAAACACAGCUUUGAUAUGUAAGCAUAUGAAAUGAUUAAACUGCUGUUUUCUCAGAGUGAAGAGUCUCUUACGUCGGUGUUCACUGCAGCUUGAAUUCCAGUAUUUACUCUGAAUAUUUUGAUCUAAACAGAGUCUGUGUAUCUGUUGAACUUUCAUCCUUUCAGCUGUUGAAUGCUGCUAUAGUCUCUGCAGCUUGGUCUGUUUAUAGUAAAGAAAAUUAACUUUAAGAAGCUAAAACACUCUGUAGUUUGGUGAUAAUUUCUCCUCCUUUUGAACGUUGCAAUCGUCUGAUAAAGAAAUAUUGAUCGAGCCGCCUCUCAUAUUGGUCUUUACCUCGUUUCUUCUUUAUCCCUCUAAGUCCAUUUCAUCAAGGACUGUUUACUGCUACCGUAGAAAGGAAGCACAUGUUACUCAGAAGUACGUUGCCAUAGUUACCCGCAGUUUAUUACUGUGUGCCUUAUGACCUAAUUUAAUACGGCUACACUGACACAGGAACAAUGUUGGAUGUGAACUGUGUGUUUCGCCUGCGAGCCGCAGAGGAGCGACUGUUUUGUUGGGAGAGGUUAUAAUGGCCACCGGAGACAGGUCUCAGAGGCGGAUUAGAGACGAUUGAAUUAAAAUUUAAAGGUUAUUUUGCUUUCUAAAUCUGGAGCUGACCCCUGAAUCACACACACGUGUGAAAUAAAGCAGGUGCACGCAGUAAAGAGCAGGACGGAGCAGUCAGGGGAUGUUUCAGCUGUUAUUGCGUGCAUACACUCAGGUAUAAUGUGAACAUGAGCGCAUAUGCAAUAUUAAAAGCCCAAUUGUCUCAUUAGGAUUCACUCAUGCAUGCUCCAGCUGUAUGUUUACAUAACUUUAACAUCCAGGGAGGUUUUUGGGUGGAUUCAGGUGUCCGUCUUUUCAAACGUCUGAGAAAUAACGGCACAGAGACGGCGCCGAGCGUGUGCAAUGUCAGAUUGUGUCUCUGUGGCUGAGUGAGCAUGGCAGAGGAUGACUCAGAGGGUUGGAGAGGUGAUGCUGCUUUUGCUGCUGUGUUGUGAAGCCCUCUGCUGGUGAGGGGACGGCAUUGCAACCAUAACUGGAGCCCUAUUUGAGUUCACUUUCAAGCAUCUGAUGUUGAAUUUCUGUUUAUUAUCAGGUCAAUAAAUGUCUCUCUCUGCUUUUUCUCAGUGCCACCGAAGAAUCCGACCCCUCCAGCUCGACUUCACCUCGCGGCUGGUUCCGCAAGAAGCCCGUCCACCAUCGUCCGGCAGCCGCCCAGAGGAGCAACUAUGACCUGCGGGAGCGCAUCUGCAUCGGCAGCAUGACCGCUCACGAGACCGCCGUCUACCAGCAGGUGCCCACCGAUGAGGCCGAAGCCCAGAUGUUAGCCAGCGCCGAUCUGGAUGACAUGAAAAGUGAGAAACGCACACACCUCUUUUUUUGAGGCUGUUGCCAAGGGGAACGUUAUUGCAGCUUGAAUGAAAUGCAUAAAAAUAGAAAUCCUCAAGUGAUGGCACGGCUGAUAACUACAUUUAUAUGUUUCCUCAUCGCCUCUGAGAUGUUAAAGCGUUGGAGCAGGGUGAUAGGAGAUGAUCUCAUCUGUUGCUAAAAGUACCAGAGAUGACUCAGAUUUACUUUCACCUACGCUGGAACAACACUGUGGGGUCUGCGGUGUCUUUUUCCAGCACGGUUGUUAUGCAUCAGCUUGUGAGAGUGCUCUACCGAUUCUUCAUAUACCACACAGGAAACGGCAGAACAUAAAAAGCUAUAAAAAAAUGCUGAUUUUUAAUUGUAACUCUCUGAUCUGAACAUAAACUGUCCCCAUGGCUGCUGAACUGUGAGGCACAGACAUCAUUUAUGUUGCUUUAGGGUCCGAUUUCACUCUCAUAGCUGUGAGAUGUGGAUGUCUUUGCUGAAAUAUCAGUUUAAACUGCAGAAUUCCUCAAAGUCAGGUAGUUUGCAGCCCAAGUUGUAGUUUUAGUACCCCCCAGUGGCCACGAGGAAUACUACCGUUCAGAUAUUUUAGCUGCUUUAGUGACUUUCUUCUGUCUUACAGCUCUCCCAUCUUUGACCCACUUAUUGACGGAUAGUUAAACUCUCCCUCUGAGUCUAUUUUAUACAACCUUUCAAGUUUUUCAGUGUUUAUUUUGAAAAUGAAGAAUCACUCACCUCCUAAUUCAGUGUGAGUUAGGAGCUGCAGCUCCUUUUUCUGUAAACCUCAAAUUACCUUCAGCUCCUGACGGCUGAGAGCUUCAGAAACUCUCAGAUUAAUCUUAAAUAUGAAUUAGCUGAUUAAAAUUGAUCUCCACUUUUUUUCACUUUUUAAAGAGCUUUUUUUUUAACUCAACAAUAUUUUUAUAUCAAUAUCAUCAUUGUCACAUCCAUACCUGUUUUUUGUUGGCACUGAUCUUUUUUUUCUCUUUUAUAUUUUUCUUAUACUUUCUAUACAUGAUUCAGUCUGUAAAAGGCCUUAUCAGUCAACCAGCAUCAAAAUUUAUAGUUUUAAGUUUGUUAUUUUUAUGGGUAAAAGUAGCAUGAAGGGUUAGGUGUCAUUUUUUAUCAAUUAUACUCACAAUAAAAGACACAUUUGAUGUUAAAUAUCAGCAGGAUGAGAUUUCUGACUGAAGGAGCUUCAAUGUCACUAAAUAUUCCUUUAAAUAAACCAAAAUAUUGUGUUUAUUUAAAGACAUCUUCAAAGUGAGAGAUAUUCACGCUUUAGUUUUCAUAUUCUCGGUCCAGAAUUUACAGUUGACAGGCUUGCUGUCCUGAUGUUGACGAUUGACAACUUCCCUUAUUGCUGCUGAAUAGUCGUCUCCACUGUGGGCGUCCGGCGCUCUGUCUCAUGAAACCAGCCUACACAGCUCUCCUCGCCUCCUCCUCAUCCUCGGUUAAAUAUGAGCUUCAAAGACAAUGACUGAAAGGAUGAAGGAGGACCUACAGUAUCUACACAUCAUUCCUGUUAACGCCAGACAGAUUCACUGGGUACUUUUACAAAAACAAGUGAAUUAAAUAUGUUAAAGAUCAAUGCAGCAGCACUAUUUUCUGUUUUUGGCUGUUUUCUUUAGAGUAAAAUAGAAAUCAGACAAACAAUCAGAGCUGAGGCUCACAUUAUUAAAGGAAAGACGACACAGUUUUUCAGACAAGCAGGUUUAAAGUUUAAUGUUUGGAAAUAGAGCAAAUACUGUUUCUGUGGAGAAGAGACAGCUCCCUCUGCUGGCCUCAACACAACAUAACAUGUUAUCUUUUAACACUCAAAAUAUGAAUUUUGUCUGUUUUCGAUUCAUUGAAACUAUAAAACCGCAGUAAUUUUAAAAGAUAAGUGUGUAAUACCUUGUUUUUGCAGCAUUUUAUAACCGCCUGCUUCUGCUUUAUCUUAAUGUAAAGUAGCGUCUUUAAUGUAACCUGCUGCAGCAAAGUUAAUGACAAAAAAAAACAAAGAUUAGAAUUAAAAGUAGACAGUGGAAAAUAACAAAAAACCGAGAAAAGGACAUCAGUGGUUGAGCGACUUGCACCCGUGCAGCCAGAGAAAAACACUCUGACAGCAUCCAGAGGCUUUAAUUAACUGAAGCUGCAGUCGAUUCCCCUUUAGCGGCGACCCUGCCUCUGGCUUUUCCUGCUUUACCAGAGCAGAGCACUCAUUGACUGUUAAGGAACCCUCUGGAAACAGAAAACAGGGCACCCACAGCCCAUCAGAGCCCGCUAUCGGAUUUACAGGGAGUGAGGGCUGAAAUUGACGGGCCGAGGUUCCCCACUAUAGGUGCCGUUGUUCCAUUAUAGUCGACUGUGUGACUGAGAGCUGUUUGCAUGUUUUCACUUUACUGACUGAUGAUCGUUUUUUCACAUUUUACAAUCAUGAUUGUUGCAGAUCAAGUUUUUCAGCCGGUGACUAUUACAGACUAAUAUGUUCACAGUCAAUGAAUUCCAGCUCUUCACUUCUAUAAUCCAUUCAGAUGAAACCAAAGCACUCUGCUGAUUUUUCAGGCCUUAAAAAUUUACACUCACAGAUUGAUUUUUCAGAGAAAUAUCUGUGUUGUGAAACAGUGUUUGAAAAGAGAAGAGUGCAAUCUUGUGAACGCCUCAUUUAAUGCUGCUUUGGUAUGGCUGCAAAAUCACUGUCCUGUAGAAGAACUAUAGGUUUUUCCCUUCAUAGGCUAUCACAGGAAAAUUAAAAAAGGAAAAGGUAAAGUUUUUGACACUUGUUCUGUGUAUGUAUCCAAAAAGAAAUCCUGAUUUUAGAAUAUGUUCAAGGUUCAGGAACCAUACUGCAGUGUGUCUAAGUUCUCCUUUAGCAGACCUGCUUCAUGUGCAAAAAAAAAAAAACCUCACUACAAACCUCAGGAGAGCUGGUGACAUCCUGGACCCGGAGAUAAUUCUGAACAUGAAUAUCAAACAACAAUAUCCACAUGAAAUUUACCAUAAAAUCUCAAACGUUACGUUUUAGCAGUAUAGAGAACAAUGUGUAAGUGUAAACUGCAGUUCCUCAAGUGUCCACUUGAGGCUGGCCCCAAAAAUGCUUAGAGCCACAUACACACCCAUUCAUAAAACUCCAUCUUUGCAGCAAAAUUUGACAUGUUUACAGCCUGAUAUGAAAAGCGCCAUCUUCUGGGUAAAACCCUGUUGCACAAUUGUCAAGAGUAUCAAAAGGUAUCAACAGUGUGUCUCGUUGAAUUAAAUGGUGUUCGCUCUUUUGUUUAUAAAAAGGUUGCUAUUAUGUGUGAGAAUCUUACAAACUUCUCAACUCUUUUGUGCUCAGUUUAGAAGUUUUAUUACGACUCGACAGGGGCUGCUUUGGUUUUAGUUGAGACAGGAAUGGUGCAACAUCUCGAAAUAAUAAGCUAUAUUUAAUCUUACUUAUUAACAUCAAUUAGGUUUCACUCGAGUGGCGUUUGGAUACUAGAGUCUACUAUCUGAACUUCACCUUUACCCAUGCACUAAUCACAUGAUGGAAAUGGAAGAGUGGAAACCAGAGGCAUGAACUCUUCUCCUCUGAUCCACUGAAUGUUGGUUUUCCAACAGCUCCAGAGAUCAAUGAGCCGGGGACAUCAUUAAAACGGGGCGGGACAGCCUCUCAGUUGACAGGCAGCUCCCACAAAGUAGACCAUCCCUUAUCAAUACUUGUUUUUGGGUUUGCUGGGAAAGAGUGAUUUGCCGUCAUUUAUGUGUCUUUCUGGUCGUGGAUUUAGCAGGGGGGUCUCUGCCUAAGGGUGCAGCUCCAACUUCGAUUUCAAGCUUAUUUUGUUUGGAUUUAAAGUUUGUUUUUCUGCUUCAUAAGUUGGACCAGAGCAGAGAAGGUGUUUUUGAAGGCCUGAGGCUGAACUUUUUAAAAAGUCUCAUGUUGGAGAUUGUUUUUGAAGCUUCCUCAAAGGUGUUUUUUUGCACUGUCAGGUAGGCUAGAGGUAACUUAAGGAGCCAAGCAUCAUCAGGUGAUCCAGGAAAGACAAGGGUGUUCAUGAUCUGGAGCCCUGGAUGAGCAGUGUGUCCACUAGGAGAGAGGAGGAUAGGAGGAGGUACCGGCCGUGGAGAUGACAGACAUUGAGGGACAGGAAAACCAGGGACAUGGGACCUCUGAGAAGAGGCGAAGCAUGGACCACCAUGGACAGGAAGGGCGGCCCAGUACCCAAAAAGGCACCCCAAAGCAGCACCAACUCGAUUACCGCAACUCAAUGUCCAAUGUGGAGGGAUUUGAGGAUUUUGACGAGUUUGUUUUGGAUUUCGAUGACUACGACCUGCUCGAGUCGAUCCAAACUCAAGUGGAGUCUGCGAUCGAGCCGAUACGUAAGUUCUGGUUAAAUCUGCCCUUUUUUUUUCUGCCAGGCUAAAUCGCAGAGCUUCAAUCACGUACGCUUUAUUCCAGUUACUGAGUCAAGCCGUUGAUAGGGGAGGUUGUUAUGUAAGUAUAAUGAAUUAGAAGAGGAUGAGCGCUCAUUUCAGGCUUUACAUGAACGAUCAAUAGAUAGGAGCUCACUUGUUAUCAUUGAUUGAAGCCCGCUGAUGCUUAAUUAUUGGCAAUACAACUCAUUCAUGGCCACACACAGAACAAGUUCGCCCUUGGUAUUGAGUGAAUUGACACAAUGCUCGACUGUGGCUACUUCCUGCUUUCCUAUUGAUCCAGUGGCCCCCAUUUGGCAGGUCCAUUUACCAUUAACCACGGCUGGAGUGGAAAGAUAUUCAUUGACCAGCAGAGCAGAGUCCUGCUGUUUUAUAGAGCUGUGAUCCAGCAAAGGCCAAAUAAAUAACAUUCAUCAGCUAGCAGUACUCUGUAGUAGGUUUGUAACAUGAACUAAUGAAGCUGUGAGGUUUGGAUGAAAAGCUGGAUGUCCAGUUAUCCUGUCAAGUUGACAUAAAUCAUUUCAUCGUCUACAUACAUUGGCACUCGUGUCUUAAAUAAGUAACCAAACCAACUUGAACAUAGUAAAAGUCUAUUUUUACAACUUAUGGACUAGUAAUCCAACAUGGUUUGGCAUCACUUGUUUUUAAGUAUUGAAAAGGGUGAAUGGAAAUUACUUGGUGAGAACGCUAGCUACUCUUGUUGUACCAAAUGUUAUACCAAAAGUCUUGCUUGUAUACCAGUAGGUAUCCAGGUCACCGGUAAGAUGAAGGUUGUCAUAACCUGCCUCAGAAAUCACCUGACUACCCAGCCAUGUCAGAGGUUACAUUUAUUUAGCAUUGAAAAGUAUGUUUAUGAUUGUCUCAGGUAUACUUGUGAGCUUGAAGGGUAACUAACCAAAUCCAAAGAGUUUGGAAGGAUUCGAGAUAAUGGACUCUUUCUCUCUCGCAUAGAGCUCUUGACUAAAGUAGACCUGUCCUUGACUUGUUCAAAGCUCUUUGAGAAAUAAUACCACCAAUAAUUUUAAUUUCCUGCAAUUACCAUUGGUCAACUUCACAAAAUAUUACAGUAAUUUUUGACCUUUGACCCCUAGGCCCAAUCCAAGUGCUAUCCCUUAAGCGCCACCUUUUUUUUAAUUGCCCUUGAUUUGAUAUGAACCAGUUGCUUGUCAGAGACUUAAAGGAUUAGGGUCUUCACUCUGGAAACUGGGCGCCAAAUUAAUUUCAGAUUAGUGACUUUCAUAAACCAGGAAAGUGAAAUAUCUGAACUGGGACACCCAAAGCAUCAUUGCAUAAAGUCGUACUGACAUCAUGAUAAUCCAUUUUUGUGAUUUCAUGUCUAAAGGUUUGUUUUAUUUAAUCUGAAUCCAAAUUAAAGUUAGACAUAUCUUUCUACUGUGACAUUCUGUAUGGUUAUUAGUGAAGAUCUGGACUUUACUCCUCUGGUGGCCAAAUUUAGUGACCAAAGCCAAUGAUGGUUCCAGAGAGAGAACAAGUUGAAGUCUGGUUUAUAGAGGUAGCCGUACAACCAAAUACUUGGUAGAUGAUUGAUAUUUUAGGGGUAGAGUCAUAAGUACAUAAAGUUGUGUGUCUCAGAGUCUUAGUCUUUAGAUACACAUUUAGGUCAUGGUCUGAAUUUAUGUAUUUGAAGUCCCUAAUUCAAAAUUACUAGAUCCCAUUUCAUUUUGCACACGCCCAGUCUUCAUGUCAUCAAUAAACAGAAGUUUAUGAUUUCAGUAAUACAAACUCUUGUUUUCGUUUGAAAUUAAAUUUGCCCUAAAGUUUGGUAAAAUAAUAGGAUUCAACUCAGAGCCCAAAGAAACAGAACUGGUGGACUACACAAUAACUUUUAAUAUUGAAGGGUUUCUGGGUCGUUCUUGUGAUUAUUUGAAGUCUGAAAUCUGUAUAAACAAGCGUUAUUAAAAUGAGAUGGUUGGUUUCACAGGAGGAGUCGACCUUUUCUAGAUUUCUAAAGAAAACAAAAGUCUCAUCACUGACCCCAGUUAACUCGAAUUACCCGUUAAAGCCCCGACACAGAGAAGCCAAAGGGUUUGUUGUCCAGAAAUCAUCUGUCCCAUCACUGGACCAAUUCAUUUAUGAUGAUUUUUAGCUCCUGAUUGACAGUGUUUGACGUUUUUGAUUCUUAACAUCUGUGAAAUGAAUCAAGGCCUGAAAGUGGAGGACAGGUCAUGUAUAAGAGGGGCGAAAACAGGACUUUCUGGAGGCAUCAGAAGGAGAUUUGGUCUUUCAGUCUAUUUGGAGAGAAUCAGGCUGACUAUACGCUAUCCCUUAUAUAAUAAACUCCAGCCCAUCCAUCCAUCCAUUUUCUUCCGCCUUGGGUUGGGUAAGCAAGUCUACCUAAAUCAUCCUCUCCCCAGCAACACUUUCCAGCUCCUCCUCUGUAUUCUCAAGCGUUCCCAGGCCAGGUGGGGCAUGCUAUCCCUCUGUCUAACUGGGAUCUCCUCCCAGUUGGAUGUGCCCAGAAUGGGAAGUGGCCUGAACCAUCUCAACUGACUCCUGUCAAUUUGAGGAGGAGCAGGUCUACUCCGAGCUACAUAUGUUCAAGUUUGGAGUCCUGUCACCCUCGUUCUUCCGGUCAUCACCCAGAACCCAUGACCAUCGGUUUGGGUCUGUACGUGGAUCAACCGGUGAAUCGAAAACUUUGCCCUCUGGCUCUGGUCUUUCUUUACCGACCUAAACCGACCUAAUCCAUCCAUCAAUUUUUUUCCGCUUAGGGUUGGGUAGGCAAGUCUUUUCAAAUCAUCCUCUCCCAGCAACACUUUCCAGCUCCUCCUCAGGGAUCCCAAGUUUUCCCAGGACGGGUGGGAUAUGCUAUCCAUCUGUCUUACUGGGAUCUCCUCCCAGUUGGAUGUCCCCAGAAUGGGAAGUGGGAAAGGCAGAUACAGCCUUUUCGUAGCCGUUCCAGGUACGGUGGAAAUUGCCCAUAAGACUCUUAUCCCAGAGCAAAGGGGCUGGGAUACGCAGUGCCAACUGAAGAAGCCAACAGAACCACAUCAUCUGCAAAGAGUAGCGGUGGAAUCCUGAGACCCCACAAACUGGAAACCCUCCUCAGGAAGAAGAUAAAAAAAAGAGGCCAAAGCUGCGUGUUGUUGAAUUCUUGAAACUUUAUGUUUGUUGGGAUAUUUUAAGUCUGUGCAACGUGAAAUAUUGAACACAGAAGAGGGAAAAGAACCAAAUCGAGGCCUUUUCAAGUGCGUCUCAUUUACCCGGUUCAUGCCCUUCACUGUGGUGAGAAAAAUGUGCUCAUGGAUCAGCUGGAGCAGUUCACCAAAGGACAGCCUGGGAGGGUCCGGAGAACGAAAACUCUCAUCCUGAUUUCCAUUUCUUUCUGUUUCCCUGAGGAAGGGAUGACGCAGCAGAACGGAACAGUCUCUGCUGUUACUCCACACACACACUCAAACACACCUACACACACUCAAACACACACACACGGUUCCUCUUCCUGUCACCUCCACGUAGGUCCAGCUGGAGAUUCAAAGAGACAGUGUUUAUUUAGACAGAAAAUCAACUCAGCUUUUGGCAGAUCCAGAGCAGUCAGUCAGUUUCCUGUUGUACUCACAGAUCUUUUACAUUAACCUUAAACACACUAACCCAAUAAUGUCGCUUUACCUCAUUUCACCUCCUCCUUAUCCUUACCUCUUAAAUCUCCACAGAUGUGCCAGUGGUUUUGCGUCUCACGGGCCAAUUUUCCCUAACAGGGAUUCGAAGCGGUAAAGAUCUGCUAGAUUUUGGCAAAAUAUGGGCAACAAAAGAUUUACAGCUGUAAUGAAUGUGCGAGUUAACGAGAGGUUUGAGUGGGAUUAACGCGCACCGAACGAUCCCUGGAAAGCACAAAGUCAAUCAAAACACUUUGCGGUCGCUCUGGAUGGAUGUCAGACACCUGAUUUGCAAUAAAAACAAGCAGAAGUACUUUUGUUUUCCAGUUAGCACUUUUCCAGUCACCAGAAACCCUCACCAGGCCUCAAAAUGACGGUUUUCAUAAUUUUAACAAAUUAUAACUAUUCCCUAACUUCAUUGAAAACAUCAGUGUAGACACAUCUCCACAUAGGUGGUUAACCUUUUCUCAUUUCCGAAGCGAUUUAUCCAAAUUAAGCGGCUUCCUCAGCUCCUCGAACCUACACGGGAAAUGACUGCCAGGUAUUUUCUGUAAUUUAGAGACCUACUUGUUUAGCUAAACUCAAUAAAAUAUGAUUCGUGUUCGAGGAAAUUGAAAAUGAAACGAGUCUUUUUGAACCGACACGUGUCCGCGAGUAAAAGCAGCUCUUCUGUAACAGUUUCCCAGGGCCUUCGUUCAGCAGACUCUCUCUCACCCGUGGAGCUUUCACCUUCUCUCAGCGGCUCCUCUUCGAAAUCCAAACAGACGUAUUUGUAAAUUUCCAGUAUGGAGCGCACACGCUGAGGUAGACGUUUGACUUGGAGAGAAAGAGAGCGUGUGUGUAUUUUGGAUUCUUGUAUUUGUACUUUAAAUUCAUGUGACGGCUUUUUCAGGUCACAGAUUCGAGGACAACCCCGGGGUGAGACGCCACCUGGUGAAGAAGUCGUCCCGAUGUCAGAUGAGCCGGAGCAGCAACAGUUCGACGCCGCUGAGCAGCCUGAAGAAGAAGAAGAGGGCGGCGGAUAAGAAGAUUCAUGAGGUUUGGUUGCAAAUGAGUUCAUCUUCGUUUUUAAAAUCAUCGUUAAUUUCAGGGGAUUUGUCGACAUCUGUAAGAGAACACUCUGUGCUCGUUCUGCAGGAGACAAGUUUGUUAUAAACAGUGAAAUCAUCAUCCGUCCUAACUUGAAAAAAAAAACACAGUUGAUCCAGGGUGUAGUCUAUUUUUAGGCCAAAUCUUCCCCGCCGUGAAUUCAACAGAAUUCGUUCCUCAUGUUUGACCCGAGUUUGACCAACAACACAAAUCAUAUUAUUUCAUGUUUGUCCUAGAACACUUUGCUAAAAGUUCAGCUCUGGAAUGUGACAAAAGUCCCUCCAAAACCAUUCAAGUCCUCGUCUCGGUCCAAACCACGGCGAGCGGCGUCCAAACCGCGGAGUUUAGUCAGUCCCCAUAAACAUGUGUGCGGACUGUGUCAUUGGAUUAGCCGUCUUUGAACUGAGUUUGCCAUCAGUGAAAGAUCAUGUUCGGCUGUUAAAUUUUAAAAAAAAGCCACCACCACCACGGUUAGAUGUAGUUUUCCACUUUUAUUUCUACGAGCGGCGUGUCAAUAACUCUCUGUUCCACUUCGUCUUCAGUUGUUUGUGGAGCUGAACGAGCUGAUUGUGGAGAAGGACCAUGAAAUGCGUUGGAAGGAGCGCGCUCGCUGGAUCAAGUUUGAGGAGGAUGUGGAGGAGGAGACGGACCGCUGGGGGAAACCUCAUGUGGCCUCGCUUUCCUUUCGCAGCUUGCUGGAGCUCCGGCGCACGAUCACACACGGUGAAGAGCUAAAUGUCGUUGUAAUGACCUGAAUCUGUCCCUCCUCAGACAGCCCGGUUUAACUCGUAGCUCUUCAUCUUCCUGUCAUUUCUUUCACCAGGCGCCGUCCUCCUGGACCUGGAGCAGAACUCUCUGCCCGGCAUCGCCCAUCUGGUGGUGGAGACGAUGAUCAUCUCUGAUCAGAUCAGAGCCGAGGACAGACCUAGUGUUCUCAGAGCUCUGCUGCUCAAACACAGGUCAGUAAUGAGGUUCAGAUUCACUCAAACACUUCGAAAUGCGUCCAAUGUGGUGCAUCUUUAAACCCAAAGCUUCAUCUGUGUUACUGUUCACCGAAUAACGAAAGAAAUGGAGGAAAAAUAUCAUUUUGGUUCGUGAAAUAAACACAAAGUACUUGUGGUUUUAUGAUUUGAUUUCUUAGGAUGAGCUCUGCCCCUUCAUGCCCUCACCAACACCAAUAUUUAUGCACUACUAAUAAGUUAUGUGGCCCACCGCAUGACCUCCAAUGUUCCCCACAAACCGGUGAGCAAGAGCCAGUUCAUCUCCAGGGUUAUCAAGCGGGCACCGCCCUCCACUGGUGCUGCGUCGGGCCAAGGCCACGACCCCUCCUGGAGGCUCGGUGGUUGGCUGUGCUUCAUAUCCAAACUCAGAAAGAGGGAAAGCAAAGAGGAGAGGAGUCUGUAGAGAUGAGUCAAGGAAGCAACAGGGAAGGCAGGGCCAGGGCGAAGAGCCGAUUUGGGCUAGAGCUCGAUCUCGUUCUCCUGUCCUCUUUCUAAAACCUCUAUCCAGACGUCUCUCUAUUAGGCUGUCAAUAAAACCAGUAUUGACGAUAAGUGUCUUUUACUAGAGUGACCAUAUUCUGAAUCCCCAAAAAGAGGACACGACUACGUGGGGCGGAGUCUCAGAGUCGCACUUUGUUCAUUUUGAGAGUUUUCGGUUCGGGUCGAGUGUUUUUUAUGCGCUUCUAACUCAGGCCUCAAAAAAGAGGACAUGUCCGGGUAAAAGAGGAUGGUCACCCUGCCUUUACAAACAGUCAAGUUUUGAUAUUGUGCUAAAAAUAAGUAUGUAGAAAUAUGAUGUCAGUAGUCAGUUUAUGACGCCAGUUGUCACGCCCCCUAAAGUGGAUGGCGGACAAAAAGAAGAAGAAGCGGUAGUAUGCUAGCUGGCUGUAGCAGCCCUCAAGCUCAUGUAAGAUAGCGCCUCUUUGGGGUUGCAAACUGUUUUCAUUCAGUUCUUAUAUUUAUAAUCCACCAGAGAUCACAUAUAUGCCAUUUCAAAAUAAAAGCACGCUUUCACAACACAGGGAGUAGAGCAACUUAAAACCGAGAUGUUUGGAUUUCAAAAUAAAAACAUCUGAAAUAAUGGAUUGAUUAGACUUUUAAUAACGUUUGUGUCACAGGACUGGAAACAAACCAAGAUGUUUAAAAUUUCAAUAUAAAAGCACAUUUUUACAACACAGGGAGUAAAACAACUUUAAACCAAGAUGUGUAAAAUUUCAAAAUAAAAGCAUCUAAAAAAAUGUUUAAUUAGGCUUUUCAUUACGUUUCUGUCACAUCACUGGAGACAAACAAAGAUUUUUAAAAUUUUAAAAUAAAAGCAUCUCAACUCAUAGUUUAAUUAGGCUUUUCAUAAGGUUUCUGUCACAGGACUGGAGACACUGAUAAAACAUAAAUUUGCAUAUGAUCAGAAAUGAAUGAAAGCAUGUCAGUCAAUUCUGUUUAUUUGUAAAUUUUAGAAGUUUCUAAUUGCAAUAAUUGUGAUACUUUGAGGUGAAAAUGUGACAUCCUGUCAGCCUAAACUGAAAUCAAAGUGUACCAGAAAACCUGAUCAUCGUUUUUAUGUCUCACGUCCAGGAUCAGACCCUUCAAGUGCUGCUAGAGUUUAACUGUGAGGGUCCCAGUCUGUCAAAAACUGAUCCCAUCUCUGCAGGGCUCUUAUUAAAGGACCCUGCUUUAUUUAUUUAUCACUAAUACCAGCCCUUACAGUGUAUCUGCUAUUAAGGUUUUCUGCUCGAAUUUAACUCAAACAAGACUCUGCAAACCCUAAUCUCCUGCAGCAGCAGCAGCCUGUGGGAGGACUGUUUUCCUAGGGUUGAUUUUAAGGACUUUAUUCUUUAAUUAUACGGUGAACGGAAGACUUAACUAGAACUCCGUCUCUCAGUUUCAGCCUGUGGGAUAGUUACCAUGUCAACAGAUUCGAUCAAACCGCAGAAAAACCCAAUCCCAUUUAAUACCAAAGUUAGAAACAUGCCCUCCAAAUGUGUUUUAUCUUGGAUCCAGCUGUUCCUCUAUCCAGGGAUUAACAAACCAGUCAUUGUGCUGUAGCGGGGAUGCAGCUUUAUUUAGGUUUUGAUUAUGGAUUUUAGAUAAUAAAGUAGGAAGAAAAAUACCCUCACCCUCCUCUUCCUCCGCAUUAAUCAUUGUUCUGCAAGUGGAGGUUGUUACAGAACGGCAAACUCUGGGGAACCGAGUGGGGAAUUUCCAAAUUGUGACAUUUAACAACGCUUGGCUCAUCACUGGGUGUACUUCCCCGGGGUUGACUUAGAUUCAAAUGUCAAGACUGCACUGGGUCUUAAAACCUAGACCUUUAGAUUCAGAGUCGGUUCUUGCGCAAUCGUCUAAACCACCCUGGCAUUUCGAUCUCUCUCUCUCUCUGCCGUUUCAGUCUGAUUCAACUAGAAUAAAAAGACAACAUUUGAGGCUUUUGUAAAACAUGUAAUCCUGCUAUUUUGACGCUCAGGUUCAUUCAAAACUUUGCGUCUCCACUCAGAAGGUUCAGCUGUCGUUGUGGUUUCUACAUGAGCAGGUUCUUCCAAACUUAUCUUGAUGUUGGCAGAGUCGAACUACCGCCACAGUUUACUCACAGGUGUCUGGACCCACAAAACACCAGAGGGCACGGUUACAUCAGAUCCUGCACACGGCUAUUUUAAAAUCAAAUAAGCAUGUGGAUGUGAAACAUGUGACGCGGCGGCCCCUCCCUCUCUAGAGACGGUCCCCCUCUUAUUGAUUGAAACCGGCUAAACCGACCCCGACACACACACAGCCAAUGGAACAGUGCGGAGCGUUAUAGAUCCUCCGCUCUUAUAUAACCGAAAAAACAGCGAACUAAAUGUCGGCUGUCAGGUUGAAUUACCGAAAGGAAAGAUAAGUCAUGCCUGCCAGUGGAGCGUCUGUCUUCAUGCUCACUUCUUUCCUGGAGAGUUUACUCUGACAUGACUUUGAAAUUUUAGUCUUUUAACUCAACUGCUGUUCAGUGAAAUCUGUCGACGUUUAUUGGACGGGUUGCUUUAAAAAAGAAACGUGUUCAUGAUACCCAGAUGCAUGAAGAUGAAUCCUGAUGCUCGUGUUUCCUUUAGUUUAGAGAGAAAAGAACUAAAUAAGAAAAAAAAAUACAACAGAACUUUUUUUAAAAUGUCCAACUAAAAAAUCAAAAAUCACUCAGAGCAACUGGGGACUCAGGCAUACGCACACAUCGACAAACAUACAAUGAACCAACAAAGAAACAGGGGAAGACAGGGACUAUAUAUACACACGGGGAAACGAGCAACAGGUGAGACACUGAGACACAGGUGAAGACAUUUACAGAGGAGGAAAAACUGAGGAAGUAAAACAAGACUAGAAACACAAGGAUGGACUACUACAAAAUAAAACAGGAAGUGCUGAAAACUGAUCCAAAGAAUAAGACACUAAAAACAUGAGGGAAACGGGGUCAGACACAAACUGAAAACUCACAAGACAGGACUACAGGGGAACAGGAACAGAGCCACAUGUUCAACCAAAACGCCACUCUGUAGCCACAAAUAAUGCUCAGAACAGCACCUAACUUCAUCAACAGGACAUAUAGGGUCACAGACAUAGUACUAGCCACCAAACAUCUUUUUAACUUUGCCUAAUUUCUUUAGCAAAGAGACUAAACACAACUCACCUACUCUCUUCCAGCAGCCGCUUGUUUGUAGCGAGACCUCAGGCCAGUCCAUCGACUACAGCGGGGUGACGCAGCUCAAGGAAGAACAUUUACGAUCGUUACUUUAUCAUUUCCUUGAAGUAAUAAUCACCAUAUUAAUCAUUUUGCACUGCAGACACGGUAGUUCUUCUGCCUUAGCGUCUCGGUCUGAUUGUAUUUCCAUGAAGAAAUGAUCAUAAAUGUUCUUCCUUGAGCUGCAUCACCCCGCUGCAGUUGCUGGUCUGAGCAUUAUUUGUGGCGUUUUGGUUGACGUUUGUUUAUGGCUCCUCAGACCACUGUGUAUUGCUAUCGUGCGGUUGUUACUAAAGUUGGUAUAACUAGAGAAGCAAGCAGUCUGCAACAUUCAUCUCUCAAGGGGUUGUUUAACUCAGUGUUACAGUGUUUUUGACCCUAAAAAAAAUUUACGCCAGAAUAUCCCUUUCAAAGCCAGGUGCACUUGCGAGCAUAUAUGUUACUAUUUACUCAGCAGACACAGGGAGAGAUCACCGAUCACUGUCAGCGUGGGCUGUAAAACUCUGAAUCAAACUCUGAAUCAGCUGCUGUUUAAGAUGGUGUUAUUGUUUCAUUUCAAAGAGCUUAAAAUAAUAACUUCAGACAGCUGCUGCCUGCUUGAUAAGUUUGUAUUUCUGUUUAUAAGAUGGUUUUGUCCUGAUGUUUCUCUGUGCAGCUCUCCAAAUCCUCUCUCUGGCUCCCCCUCUGUUCACCCUGAAUGGUACAGCCAGUAUUUUAUUAUCACCAUUAAAUUAUUCUAAUCAAACAAAUAUUAAUAAGGUUGCUGUGAUGGAUUUUGUCACUAAUGUGCAUGGGAUGGAUUUCGCAGCAGAUGAGCGUGCCGGCAUUCUCAGCAGCAGCAGCAGCAGCAGCAGGCCCUCGGUGCAUUAAUACCAGCUUUAACAGCCUUUCCACAUAAAUUCCCAGCAUGUCACUGGCUGCUUCCUCAGUGAAAAAAAAAAACACUCUGUCAUCAUCAAAGUCAUCGCCGGUGUGAGAUAUCCGAUUUACGACGUGGAAAGAAACACACCGAGGCGCUGCUACAAUUUAGCUCAUCGCUUACUCAGAGCACUUUAAAGAUCCUCUGGAAACGUCCUGAUCACUAUUCGCUCCAGAGUCACACCUCGUUCUUUUGUCCCGGGCGCUGUCGCGUCCAAUUUGGGCGCCGUCUCAUUGGACCUAAUGUCUGCGCUGAUGUCACCGUUGGACUGAGCGGGGAUGGCGCAGUGUUAAAAAACUCUGCUGGUGUGACUCACUGAAUAUUUCUCAUAGAGGGGGAAACGUGCUCGCUCUUUAACUCACACGCACUAAGCCGGGAUAAUAAGCCCACGCAGAUUAGUCUCUGGCUGUUUUAUUGCUGCUCUAAUGCAAAUAUCACAUUAAGAAAAAUUACUGUUUCCACUCAGGCUUUGUCUUAAGUGCUUUCUAAUAAGCCUGCAUUGAAAGAUGGAUUAGAUUACGAAGGGCUCUGCUGAUGGCUUUUCUAAAUUUAUGAGCUGCAUUACUGCUACAUGAGGUAAAGCUCUUUAACAUGUCCAACCAACGGAAAGUAGAUUAUGUGAACAGAAACACAGCUGCGCCGGGCACUUUUACGGUCCAAAUUAUCCCGCGGGCAAUUGAAUAUAAAUGCUUCGUAAAUAUUUUCUCUUUUUACAGGUGAAAAGUAAAGGCUGGGAGAUAACGAGUGGAUGUGCGCUCAUGUCAGGCUCUCUGGGGAAAAAAGGGCAAAAUUUAGAGUACCACUUGACUUCUCCAUGGUAACUUAACAAACUCUAUUUACUGCUAAAAGCUGCUAAAGAUGCAGACUCAUUUAUCCUCCCCUGGAGUUUUUAAAAGCCACAAAAACUGUUUUUAAAGCCUUUUUGACGUCUAUGAAACAGACUGAGAAUCAUAUAACAGCCUUUAUGUAACAUCUAAAAGCAAACGACACUUAAAGCAACAUGAUUGAUGAUUUUUAUUUAUAGUCUCAACUGCCUGAAAGUAAUCCGAGGGGGUCGGUAUCAGAUAUCAGCCUGAUGAUAAGCAUGGACUGUAGGGCUGGGUGAUAUGGCCUCAAAUCAGUGUCACGAUAUAUUGAUCAGUUCACCUCUAUAACGAUAAAUGGACGAUAACUACUCCACAAGCUGCUCACCUCCUCCCACAUUAACUUCUUCUACUUCAGCAGCUACAACUUUUGAACUGUCCUCCAUCUCCUCACCUGUCUUUGCCUCUUUUUUACGGACAGCUGUAGGACAGAGUCUUAAAGGGACAUGAGACCAUAGUCUACCUACACACAUCCAAAACCAACUUUGAUUUAUUUAUUUGGCCAAAAUGAUGUCGGUUAUCGUUGUAAAUUUCGGUAUCUGUAAAUUUUCGGUUUAUCGCCCAGCCCUAAUGGACUGUUUUCAGAAGUUCCUCAGAUGAGUUUUAAAGUUUACAGAUUACACAUUAAAGAUUGAGUUUAUUGUCAUUGCACAUGUCACAAGUACGGAAUUUGCUUUCCAGUUCGACCCUUUCGAGAAAAACAUAAAAGACAGUCACAUACAGGUGGGACAGGAGGGGAAGGAAUCGCCACAGGGGAGGCGCUCCAUUUUCUUAGAUGGGGAAAAAAGGAGGACAAGAGGAGAGAGGAGGGAGAAAAAAAGGCAACAUAAGACAUUACAACAUUAUGUUAAAGUUUAGCAAAUCGAGUUGUAAGGUUUGAGACUGAAACUGUCCUUUGCUCACCCCUAUUGUAAGUGAAGCGUCUGUCAGGCACGAUCAGUAGCAUCCUUUAACCGUCAAGUUUCUACGUGCGUCAUCAAACUCUUAUUUUCUUCGUCCUUUAAUCGUUAAAAUUUGUGCACUCACUGACUGAUUUACAGAUGAACUGAUUAAUUUGUCAGUCGGUCAUAAUUGGACAUUUUUUUCACUCCCUAAUUCUGUUAUAAUGUUUGAAUGAUCCAGUUUAAUUUUGCCUCUGACAGACGUAUCAUCAUGUUCUGUGUUCGUGUAUUUGUCUUUUUCAUUUAUUCAUUAAAAAUCCAGAAAAACACGUCAAAAGGUCAAAAGUUACUUAAUCAGUACCCUCAGGUAAAUUUUGUUUGCAGUGAAUCACAUAUGAGAGUAGACGAAGAAACAGCACAGUACAGACAUAUAAAAUGACAAGAGAUGAAAAUGAAUCAAAUAAUCAAAUAAAACUAGUAAAGCCAAAUAAAAACCAAACAGCUCUCAGUGUUUCUUCCCCGUCUUAAUGUCCCUGAUGACUGAUGAAAUAAAACUAUUUCUGUUCCGCUGUUGUAACCGUUACUGGUUCAGAUGACUAGAAAUAUGGUUUUUAUUUUAACCACAAUAUUCACCUUUUGUUUUAUUUCUUUUCUAAUAAUUAAAAUUGACACCCAACAUUUUGUGUGGUAAUAAUACUUCAUAAAAUACUCACUUUUGCUCACUUUAUAUCAGGAUCCGUAACUUUAGUCGGCACUUCAUGUUGACAUCAUUUUUUUGUGCCAUUCGCAGACACAACACAGAUGUUUUUCUUACUCUGAAUCAAACUUUUAUUUAUUCCUUUUGUUUUCAUUGACUCUCCAUCCUCUAAAGUAAAAGUCAGUGAAUGAGGCCCGAAGUGUUUUAGGCCAUAAAAAGAAAAAGUAACCGUGGACUUCUUCAAAAGCCUCCCAGCGAACAGAAACCCUUCAGGCUAAUAACAAGUAGCAGACAGAGUCCCAGCAGAGCUGAAUUCAGAGAACGACGUCAGUGGGAUGUGAUUAAACACUUCAGAAUAAGCCAGUAAGUGGAGAACACUUAAUCAGAUGUUUGUGUUCAGCUGUAUUUGGAACAUAAAAAGCUGGUUUGUGUCGGUUCAGGAGCUCUUUCAGAUCCUCUUUGACUUUGAAAUCCUCCCGACUCUUCGCUCAGUGUGUCUGUGACUAAUAUGUUUGAUUUCAAAUCGAUGUUUGGACAACCAUCAGCUGAUUUACAGUCCAAAUGACAGCAGAUAUGACCUCACCAUGUUCACUUUGUACUUGUUCACGUAGAGAAAACCUCCCAAACUCAUAUUUUUUAUGUUUUAUUCUGCUUCUCCCAAAGCCACCCGAGUGAUCUGAAGCACCGUUUUCAUCGCCAUCACUCGUCCAGCAGCCUCGGUCAUAACAGCUUCAAUCAGAACCACGUCCAGGACACCAACCUGCCGCUGGUCACGGAGGAGCACGAGGAGCACCAGGACAACAAAGGCCUCCAGUACGACCCGAAACAAGAGGUGUUUGUCAGCCUGUUUGUAAGUAACUCCAUCACAUUUUCCUUUACUCUAAGCUGUAAACAAAGAUCUGAGAGAAACGAGGUCUGGACGGUGAUAAAUUGUGACAUAGCUGAAACGGCGCAGGCGGACGGAGCUGUAAAUAAGAUUUGCCAAAGCCAAAGUAACCAGUUUUGACAGGACUCCACAAGGAUAAUUGAACUCAGCGAUCUAAAUGGACGGAGAUAAAAGCAGCGAUGCGGAGGUGUCUCGCUUCGGUUUAUGGUUUGAAUUAAGUUCUGAGAAUCAGCAGUUAGCGGAGAUUUAGGCAUGAUUACACUAAAGUCCUGAUGUGAGGCCUGUGGCUCUCGCAUUGUUCUUUGAAACACCCUCCAUGAGGUCAGAAGUCGUGUAGGUAGUUCUUGAAGUCGGAGAAAGUAAGCCUCCCCGCGCCACAUGUGUUGAAUUAUGUUCUUAGUCAGCUUACAGGUGCUUCUAGUUAAAGCUUCUUGAUGCAUUAGCUGUGAAAUCUUAAUGUUCCCCACGGCUUCAAAUGUUGGCAAAUUUAGCGCAGCCUAUUAAAAUCAGUCUCUUCAUGCUUGGAGGACCAGUCACUCCAGAUGAAUUAUUCUGGACCGUCAGAUUAGGAUUGUUUGCGCUGUAUCAUAGUGUCACAUCACGUUGGUUUAGAGCAGUAAUGUGGGUAAUUGUACUUCUGUUCUCCCUCCAAGAAAUCGCUCCACCCUCUGCCUCCCGAGAGCCAUCCGGCUGCGGCCAGAUCGAUGAAACUGCUCGCCAAGAUUCCCAAAGAUGCCGAGGCUGUCAUUGUUUUAGUUGGUAAGCUCUGAUGGUUUUGACAAAUUGCGUUAGUCAGAGGGAUUAUGUCUUUUAUUUUCUCCUUGUUUUGCAGAAAUUGUCGAGGGAUAAAUCUGUCGGUGGUAAAUCCCCUUCAGGAUUAAAAACAAAAAUAAAAUUAUAAAAUUACAUUACAGUGAAAACCGCAGGGAACAGCACUGCUAAAGAGAGAUACUGUAGUGUCUAUUCUGGUCGACUGUUAUUUCUAGUAGGGCUGGGCGAUAUGGCCUCAAAUCAAUAACGAUAAAUGGACGAUAACUACUCCACAAGCUGCUCACCCACUCCCACAUUAACUUCGUCUACUUCAGCCGCUACAACUUUUGAACCGUCCUCCAUCUCCUCACCUGUCUUUACCUCUUUGUUAAGGACUGGAUGGGGUGGAUUCACAUCCCCGACAUAGGACAGUGUCUUAACCCUCCUAUUAUUUGGGUGAUCUCGAUUAUUAUCCCUAUUUUUUUUUAACUGCCAGUUUUAAAGCAUCUGUACUUAAAACUAAAGAAUAAAUAGAUAAAUACUAAAUAAGAUGUUAAAUAACUUUUCUUCUCAACAAUAACAUCUUUGGAGGAUGACUCAAAGUCAUGGCUGACAUCUGUUUUACUGCCCUCAGAUCCACGUUCGGUUACUCUGUUUACUUCUCUGGCAACUUACAGAAGUGAGUAGGAAAAGCUGGACUCUGAUUGGCUGUUGUGAUGCACAUUUUCGCCAUGUUUGAUGGAGUAAAUAAGCUCACAGCUGACCACCGUGAUCGAACCGUGAUAAUCACCCGGUCCUAUCCUCAAAUAUAACUAACACAUUUUACCCUUUGGGUCAAUCUGACCCCAGGUAUAUUUCCCUCCAGAAAUUGAUUCACAUGCAAUUGUUGACCAAGAUUUUUUGUCCGGUGCGUUGUUUAUUUGUUGAGUACAUAAAUAACCUCUUAAGAAUGAAACCGAUCACUGAGUUGAUCUGUUCUCUAGCGCCACCAAACUUUUAAAGUAGAAUUAAUUGAUCUCUUAAAGUUUUCAUACAAAUCUUCUUAAAUUUACCGACAACCUUUAUGACCACAAGAGGAUGAACCCUACUGGUUAUGGUGAUAAUAUGACCUUCCCUGUAGCGCCACCAUCAGGUCAAACUUUCAGUUUUAGAUUUAGUGUAUCUUGAAAAUCUUUAAUCCAAUAUUUUUUAAACCUGGGAUGAACAUUCACGACUUUCAGAGGAUGAACCAUGUUGAUUAUUUUGCAUGAACUACCCAUGUUCUUGUGGGAAUAGCCCACCCUCCACAGCACAGGAAAUACAGUAUCAGUCCUACCUCAACAUGUGUGAGUAUAGUAGGUCACUCAUACACACACACACCUUCAUGCCCACUGUGUAGGAACGUUCUCAUGAAAAUAUUGUUAUUGCAAUAUUGCACCAAAAAUUGGUUAGCCAACUAUUUUUUUUUUUUUUGAUUAUUAACAUUAAAUGGGGUCAAAUUGACCAUAAGGAUAAUAGGAGGGUUAAAGGGACAUGAGACCAUAGCCUACCUACUCACAUCCAAAACCAACUUUUAUUUAUUUAUUUAUUUUGACGCUGAAUAUAUUGACCCGGGCAAAAUGACGUUGGUUACUGUUGUAAAUUUCUGUAUCGGUACAUUUUCGGUUUAUCGCCCAGCCCUAGUCUGUAGUGUUUUGAGUAGACAGUUACAUUCACUGUGAGUGUGUAGUUAUCUUGUGUACUUGUGAUAUCAGUUGGACACCCAUAAAGUAGAUUUGCAGCUGCUUAAAGUCAGACUCAGCUCGUGGGUGUUACUUUUUACACAGCUUUCCAGAAAAAGUCUCGUUCAAGACGUUCACAUGUUUCUGCUGUCGUUGCAUAACUUCACUUCCUUUGUUAGGGUGUGUCGAGUUCCUGGAGCAGCCGGCCAUGGCGUUCGUCAGGCUGAACGAAGCCGUCCUCCUGGAGUCCGUCCUGGAGGUCCCCGUCCCAGUCCGCUUUCUUUUCGUCCUGCUCGGUCCAAGUCAGUCCAACAUGGACUAUCAUGAGAUCGGACGCUCCUUCUCUACUUUAAUGUCCGAUAAGGUGAGUUUGAAACAGCAGAAAGUCUCAGAAAUGGAUCCAGAGCCGAGAGGAAACAAAAACACACAUGAGGAGUUGAAUAACCGAGCAGAGAUCUUCUUUCCUGUAAUUAAAUGCUAAAUAAGAAACUCUUCCCUCUUACACAGACCUUAAAAGUCCACAGUUACCUCAGUUUUGAAUAAUAAUUCUGCUCCUCUGAACUGUAGCGGUCUUCUAAUGAUGAGGUUCGAAUGUACCCCGUUGUAGAGUUUCCACGAGGUGGCCUAUUUCGCUGACGACAGACAGGACCUCCUGAACGGUAUCAAUGAGUUCUUGGACUGCAGCAUCGUCAUUCCACCCUCAGACGUGGAGGGCAAAGACCUCCUGAAGACCGUGGCCGACUUCCAGAAGCAGAUGCUGCGCAAGAGGAAAGAAAGAGAGCUGAAGAAGCAGCACUCAGCAGUCGGCAUCGAGCUGAACAACAAAGGUAGACUGUCGAGUCUUUUACCAGACUCUGUUUUCAGGCCAAAGCUGAAACGACCAGCUUUCAGUGAGAUGCCUGAGGUUCUUUAGAACAACAGAAGUGCCAGCUCAAAUUGGUCCCUAAAGACCAACAUCUUUAAACAAUACUCUGCUGUACCCGCCCUCUCUUCUGAGGGUUUGAGGCAGAUUUUUAUCGAAGCGUGUAACACAAAAAGUCCUGAACGACAAAGUCGCACACUAACCCACAAACUUGACUGAAUAGGUGUAAGACGAUACAGCAGCAACUUUCUAGACGAUCUCAAAUCAGAUAUGUGUCUGAGCUGAUUUGGAGAUACGCCGUUCAAAAGUGUGUUUGUGUUAGUUUGCAGGUUGCAGAGAGACGCUGCAGCUGCAUUAAAAACCUGUUGAUUUCAGACCUUAAAGGUGGGGUAGUCAGGAUCUGAGGAAGUUCCAGUUUUUGGGAGAAAUCUUGAAUGUAAACUCUACCCCUCCAAACCAGUUUUCCCCUCAGCUCCUCCUCUCCCCUCCCUCUCUGCUCCAGCAAGCCCCGCCCACAAACAGACGCAGAUAAACAAAAUUACCGCUAAUGGGGCCCAGUCAAGGUGAAAGUAAAAAGCAUUGGUGCUACUGUAGAUGCCAACAGACUACCAGCAAACACAAUGUUUGCAGGACUUCUACAACUAGGAUAAAGUGACAUACUCCAGGACCCGAGGUCAACAGUUUAGCGAUGGCGCUACAACACGCUACAGCAGGUCCGUUUGACAAGAAACACUUCUGUUACAGACACUUGUCUUACUUUGUUAAAGCGGUUUACCUGUCCAGCAGAAAGGUUACACGGUCACCAAGAUCCCGAAGUGUCCCUGAAGCAUUUAUACAUCAUUGAUGUUGACCCGGCUUUUUAGCUCUUGUAGUUUUAAUCGCCCGUUAUUCCUCCAGAGUCUCCGGUAUUUACUUCAUUUUCUUGCUUGUGUCGGCAGUCGUGGCCAAAGGAGGAUUCAGAGAAUUUUCCGAACUUUCUGGUUGGUUUCUACUGUCUGAUAUUGUAGCACGCUAACACUGGAAAUAAGGAAGGAAAUAACAAGUAACAAAUAAUAAAUAAAACACGGAAAUAACUUUUCAAAACUGUGAUAAGUGCAUCAAUACUGGCAGUUUUGAAAAGUUAUUUCCUUUCAUUUCUCACUAAACAACAUUUUCAUUGGGACUACUUUCUGCAGCGUAUUACUAAUCAGUAAUGUCGCUCAGGCCAAUCGCCUCUAACACUUUUUGAUUAAUUAAUUAACUCUUCAGAGGUGAGUCCAGAAGAGGAAGAGGAGGGCGACCAGGAGGUGGACCCUCUAAAGCGCUCAGGGAUCCCUUUCGGAGGCCUGAUCCACGACAUCCGCCGCCGCUACCCGCAGUACAUGAGCGACAUCAAAGACUCCUUGGACAUGCAGUGCCUCGCCGCCGUCAUCUUCAUCUACUUCGCGGCGCUGUCGCCGACGAUCACCUUCGGAGGCCUGCUGGGUAAACAGAAACGACAGUGAUAACAGGAAUGAAGGAGAGCGUCUUAAACCUGCGCUCUAAGAAUCUGUUUUUGUUGUUCGCACACUCAGGAGAGAAAACAGAGGGCAUGAUGGGAGUGACGGAGCUCAUAGUGUCGACUUCUGCUCUCGGAGUCAUCUUCUCACUCCUGGCUGGUCAGCCUCUCCUCAUCAUCGGCUUCUCGGGACCUCUGCUGGUGUUUGAAGAAGCUUAUUACAAGGUACUUUCUCUAAACACGAACGUCUGUGUUCCUCAUGAGAACUUUCUCAUCGUCUUUUUAUCAUGUCUGUAUUUUUUCUCUCUCAGUUCUGUCAGACCCACAACUUUGAGUACCUGACCGGUCGGGUGUGGAUCGGUUUCUGGCUCAUCUUCAUCGUCCUGGUGAUCGUAGCGGCAGAGGGAAGCUUCAUGGUUCGCUACAUCUCACCCUUCACCCAGGAGAUUUUCGCCUUCCUCAUCUCCCUCAUCUUCAUUUAUGAGACUUUCUCCAAGCUCUUCAAGGUCGUUUUCUCUCACGCUGUUAGAAGAAACUCUCCUAAACACACGCCGGAGCUGGAGUUAACCCUCCUCUUCUCUUUUCUUUCUUCUAGGUGUUUCAUGAACAUCCACUGAUGGCCAUAUAUCCCACUGACUCCACCCCAGCCACCGGGCUCAGAGACUACGACGGCCCCGUCUACAACCAGCCCAACACUGCUCUCCUGUCUCUGGUGCUCAUGAUGGGAACGUUCUUUGUCGCUUUCUUCCUCAGGAAAUUUCGAAACAGUCGGUUUCUUGGUGGCAAGGUAAGGAAACCACCUUCACACACGUUAUAAACAAAGUCAUGUUGACGUUGUUUUUGACUGAAAUCCAUCGUCAAGAUAUUCCUCUCGUAUUGCGAACAAAAAUAAGUCCGUCCUUCAGUUGGAGAUUCUGGGGCUGCCUCCAUUUUUAACCAUUUCCAACAAGCUCCAAAUACAUCGGACCAAUCAGAGCUCUUUAUCUAGAAAUCUGGUAAUAAUGACACCAGAAUGAAUUUGAUGAAAUACUGUUUUUCUCGGUUUAUCAUAAGCUGAGUUGCUCUUAUUGGUUGUAGGUUGAAAAAGAAGUGAACGUAUACAGACCAUAGACUGUGUACUCAUUGGUUCUCUAAGCAGAGAAACUCUUCAUCUUCAGUCUUUUAGUCUUUGGUGAUUUGAAUCUGUAUUUGGAGUUUUGUCUCAACUCUUUGGGAUUCAGAAACUCUAAAAGUCCAAAGUGGUUUCAGAGAAAUUUCGGAGCUGUUUCACUUUGUUUUUCUUUUCUUCUUACCUUCAGGCCAGGAGAAUCAUCGGGGACUUCGGCAUCCCCAUCUCAAUCCUGAUGUCAGUGCUCGUGGAUUAUGCCAUCACAGAUACCUACACUCAGGUCAGUAACAUGUUGAUUUUUCUUGUUAUUUUUAUAACAGCUUCUAUAAUUCAGCCCCGUUCCUCCUUCUUUAAUACUUUAUUUCUAGAAACUGGACGUGCCGUCGGGCUUCUCCGUCACCUCUCCUGAUAAGCGCGGUUGGUUCAUCAGUCCGUUUGGCGACAAGCAGCCGUUCCCCACCUGGAUGAUGGGAGCUUCUAUUGUACCUGCGCUUCUGGUCUUCAUCCUCAUUUUCAUGGAAACUCAGAUCACUUCGUACGUACUCAAGAUUAUCUUCAGAGGAAAUUCAACAUUUAACUUUCAUGACUAACUUUCACUGAUGUUACCGUUUUACUCCAACCUGUCAGACUCAUCGUCAGUAAGAAGGAGCGUCGGCUGGUCAAAGGCUCGGGCUUCCACUUGGAUCUUCUUCUCAUCGUCAUCCUCGGUGCCAUCUGCCCUCUCUUCGGUCUGCCGUGGCUCACCGCCGCCACCGUGCGCUCCGUCACUCACGUCAACGCCCUCACCGUCAUGAGCAAAGCCACGGCGCCCGGCGAGAAACCCAUGAUCCAGGAGGUGAAAGAGCAGAGGCUGACGGGGCUCAUCGUGGCCGUUCUUGUUGGUAAGUUUGCGAUACCCAGCACAAUUUAACCUGACCGAGGUUCAUAGUUUUAGUCCAAUAAAUGAGAACUGGAGUGUUAUGACGUGCUUUAGGUCCAGUAGUCAGAUAUGGAGACUGGGAAAAACCAAAGUGCCGAGGGUCAAACCUGGGUAUCUCCAACCUCCCCCCACCCCACAAAGAGCACAUAAGUCUUCACCAAACACUACGUUUACAUGACACUCAAGAAAACCCAAUUAUUGCCUUAUUCUGAUUAAGACCAAACAUCUGAAGUGCAUGUAAACACCUUAGUCUGACUAAAAUCGGAGUUUGAAAACUAUUAAGAAACUAUUAAGACACCCAGAAAAUGCGAUUGGAAUUCGAUUUUCUCUACCAUGUAACCGGCGUAGUCGCAGUAUGAUGGACAAUGCAUAAGCGCGUGUGUCACGCCCCCGUAACCCUGUAGCAAAAACACCAGAGAAGAGGAGUAAAAAGCAGCGUGUCCAUCAUGUACAACAAAAACAAUGCUGUACGAUGCUCCAUCUUUUGUUGUAGCCACUUCUGACAUCUGACACGGACUUGCUGUUGUUGUUGACGGUUAUAUGGCGAAAACAGCGCCACUGCAAAGACCCAUAUCGCCCCCUAGUUUUGGGGAGGAGGAAACGUUUUCGUCAGUAAUUUAAUUUUCUCAGCUGCAUGUAUACGCAGACAAGGAGAGAAGUCCAAUUCAGCGAAAAAAAUGAAUUAUGAGUUUAGUCUGAUUAAGCUGUGCUUGUUAACGCACUGGCCGUUGCUGUAGCGACACCAUAAUCAGAAACAGGAAGUAGUAUUUUGAAGAGGCUAGAGUCACCAAACCUGGUGCACAGGAGCCAGAGGGAGCAAUGCCACUUCUGAUGCAGGUAAAAUUGUGGGCGUGGCCAAUUGCAGUCUUUAAGCCACACCCACAAUUUUCAAAAAUUCGUAGAAACUCGCAUGUUUAUCUUUGGAAGAUGUGCAUUCAUGGAGCAAACUGCACAGAGGUGGCCUGUGAUGGAGUUCACCUCAAACAUAAUACUGAUGUGAUGUUGAUAACAAAGGAUUCUUGUUGUAUUUGAUAAUCCUGAACACUUUUUCAGCUCGCUGUUAUAAUAGUUGGAGCUCCUACGUGUCCGGGCAUUCACUGAUCAUGAACAUACUCAGAAAUGAUUUUAGAUCCUGUCCACGAAUCUGGAUCGGAACGACCCUCACUUUCGCCCGUCAACAGCUUUUUUUUCCAAACGAAACCGGCUCUGCAUGUCUGACAUUUCAACAUAUUCUCUCUGUUCUGGCGAGCUCUGUUUUUCCAGCAGAAUAUCUUGUUUCAAUUAAGGUGGUUCCCAAAGACGUCCUAAGUAUAGUUUAAUCCAGUUUGGGUACACAACUAUUAUGACUCACCGAGAUUGUUGAGCUUUUAUUUGAUUGAAAUGCUGUUCAGAUCAGGAAUAAGGCCUUUUGGAUUAGCUCAAGUAGUGUUUUAACUAAGUCAGCUGAGGAGUGGAUAUGUUUCAAAUAAACAGUAAUUACAGCCUGUUUAUCAUGAGGGCUGCUCCCAUGCUGGAUGAAUAAGUCUCCACACUGUUGUAUAUUUUUCUGCUGAAUCUGAAAACGAUCUGUAAUCACUCAAAAACCGCGUCUUUAACCACGUUUUUCUCUCUGUCAGGUAUGUCCAUCGUGAUGACGGACAUGCUCCGCCUCAUCCCUCUGGCUGUGCUCUUCGGGAUCUUCCUCUACAUGGGGGUCACCUCUCUGACGGGCAUCCAACUGUACGAGCGCAUCACGCUUAUGGUCACGCCCGCCAAGCAUCACCCCGACCACAUCUACGUCACCAAGGUAACACAAUAAGCAACAGGAAUGUUUGCGUGCCCUCGUCUUCUGUUAUUAGUGGUGAGAUGGAGAAGCCAAAGAGGAGCCUGAGUGAUGACUGCAGCAAAGUUCAGGCUGGGUCGUAUCUCGGUUUGGUUGAACUUUCUGAUUAUUUAGACUCUUUUCUACGCGCUUCAUGAUCUCUACUCUUUCUUCUACUUCUGUGCAGCUCCUUUACAACAAAGAUGGAGACAGGAAACUGAGAUUUGGCUUCAGCUUUUCUGUCUGAUCAUCAGUCCUUGAAUUGUCUUCAUAUUGUUUAUUUUAAUGGUCUUUGUUUAUCCAGCUUAUUGCGAUGUGAUUGUAAUUUAAGCCGCACUUGCACACACAGACCAAAGAGAAUAAAUAACCUGGCAUUUGCACAGAACAGUAAGUUUCCACCGGAGUUUUGCAGCUGGCAAAUUCAGGUUUCUCAUAAAUUCAUGUUGUCUGAACUGGUUCAAAGAGUUUGCACAAGCUACAUGUAGUUAUGGGACUUAUUAGUAAAUAACUUGAAUUAUUAAGCAGAAAGAGGUUGAUAUUGAAAGAUAGGUAUGCAGCAUUUACAGUUAGUCUUCAUCCAUGUUUAUAUUUGCAAAAUUUCUUGAUCCGAUUAAAAAUUUGAGGGAUCUGAUAAUCUGAUUCCACUGUUUCUAUGGGCGCAAAGUCAAAUAACCCGAUCAUGACGUGCGUAUUCAUACAAGUUUUAUUCAGAUUAGAAGCAUUUGGACAUGCGCAGAGUUGUCUGAUUUCGCUUAAACAACCGCAGAAGAAGAAGAGUUGUAUUUAUGCCUGUGCUGUCAACAAACCAACCAUCUAAUUCAGGAGUUUUCUUCCUGUUAAAUGUUGUCACUAGAUGGCGCCUUUGCGUACUUAUCUUACUGUUCUGUCAAAGGUUGCUCUGUGCGUGUAGAUGUGACAUCAUUACGCUGUAUGUACGCCUUGUUAUGUUACCAGAAGAGCAGACAUGGCAUCUGUGGUUGGCGAUAUUUUUUUUUUCAUAGAAUGGUAGGGGAAAGUCCCGCCUCCUUUGCCUCUGAUUGGCGAGAAAAGCUGGAAAAGUCAUCACAUGCUCAAUCCGAGCGCGGGCUGUCGGCUCUGUACAUCGAACAGAACAUUACAGAACAUUAUGACCCUCACCCUAACCCGACAGACGAUGACGUUUCACAGCCAUAAGGAAUAACCAAUCGGAGCCCAGCAUUUCUAGCCAAUUAGAGGCGAAGGAGGGAGGGACCUUCCCCACCUACAAAAAAAAUUCGCCUGCAGUUGUGUUUUGUGCCAGAAUGUUAACAAUGAAACCUCCUGAACUGACCUCAAUGAAUAAGCAAAAGGCUAAAGAGUGAAGAUUGAGUCAGGUAAGAGAGUCACGAUCGGAAUCAGUCUUUACAUUGACACGUUUCGGAAUAAAGAUCGGCAUGAACCACCCCUCUCAAUCGGAAUACAAUUUCUUUCCGAUUGAGCCAAAUUGGAUCAGAAUCUUUCAAUCGACAUGUUAACAUGACCCUUUUUUAUUCCGUUCGGACAUUUAUUCCGAUUAUUUGUGCCCAUGUUAACGCAGCUAGGGGAUGAGUUCAAACUUAGACCAGUUUGAACGCUGUCCUGACAUUUUCAGGGUUGCUGAAAAGUUCAAACAGAAGCAGAGAGCAAAGAGCAACUAAGAGGAGCAGAGUCUUGCACUAGCGCUUGUGUACAGGCAACACAUCCUGUGCAGUCACAUCUACAAUGUGAUGUUUGUUCUUGCCCAGUUUUGAUAGUUUGCAGUGAUGUUUGACUCGGGUUCGAUCUGAUUUUGCUCCUGUUUUCUUCAGAAAGAGAAAGUAAUUGAGCCGGGGGACUCGAGACUCACUCCAAAUCAACAAGAACAACCUGAUAUGUAAUCAAACACCAAUGUAAACAUACUUAUAAGUACAUUAUAUUCCAUUUCUACAAGUGUGUUUUGUGAAACAUCACUCACUGUACCUUUAAAGAGAUCUCUUCAGAGUGUGAGUGAUGGUAGACUACACCCAGCCUCUUUGUUCAGAGCUAUAAAAGUGCUCUUUAAGUUUAUCUGAAGUAAGACAAAUGAUGUGUUUUAUCCAAACUUGGUGAUUUUAUUAUAAAAUUCCCUCCUUUGUUUUCGUUCGACUCUUACGGCUCAGCCAAGAGACACUUGUCUUUGGGAGCGUUCGGAGGGAAUUUCAUGUGAAAGAGAUUCAACACAUUAUCUUUGAAUAAACGUAUGAAUACAUUUUUCCACUGCUCAAGAGCUGGAGAUCAACUCUCGGUUCACUCCCAUUGGACGGCUGUUCAAAAGGGAUCUUUGUGUUGUUUAUACUGACCAUUAAAAUCAUUUGAUGAUAAUUCGUCCAAGGAAUUUUAUUAGACAAACUUCUGAUGUGAUGAAGGAAAAGUAGAAGUUUGUUUUGUAUCCUUUUACCAUUCGAUCGUGGUAACCAAACCUUAUACAAGAAUUGAAAAUAUACAAUGGUUUCGACUUAGAAACAGCCAAACAAGAGCAGGAACAACUGUAUACGUACUCUGAGUGGAAAACAAAAAAUGGAAACUUCACUGUUUAUCACACGGCGAAAAAGUAGCUCAAGUUUCAACCAACAUAACUAUCAUAAUCAAACUUAUUACACUCACGAUAAGACACAUCAAAAGUUUAAAUUCUUACUGAUACCUUCUCAGGACUAUCAGGACAAGAUUCAUAACUUUAGUGUUGUUAUUUUUAAGACCUGUGACCAGAACGAGGCGACAGGUGAAACAUCCCUGUUUUUAUAGUUUCCUCAAAAAUAUUCACCAAAAGAAAAAGUGAGAUUUUCAGUCAGAGGACAUUAUCUAAGCAUGUAUGUGACAGGAUUAGCAAAGACUGCUUUGUCCACAGGGGGGCGCCAAAACUGACACAAACUGAAAAUUCCUUAAAAGAGCUUUAAUCAGUAAAAUGUACUUUAUUUUAAUUUAUUCAAACUUACCUAAUCAAGAAAAAUUUAUGUAAAGCUAUAUGAAGGUCCUUGUAAUAAGCAUGUAAUUAUAGUUCAUAAGCAACUAAUAAGACCUUAUGAGAUGUUAAUGAACAUUAAUAAGUGUUAUUAACAUCUAUUAAUGUUUAGAAUCCUAAUUAACACAUUUAUCAUUGUUUAUAAGUCACAAUUGGAAACUUGUCAACAGUGUAUGUAUCUGCCACAUAUAGGCCACCUAUAAAACCUUAUGGGAUGCUUACGAACUAUGACUCUUAAUAGUUGAAAGACUUUUUUUAUUUUAAUUAGACGUCUAUAUGACAUGAACAGGCUUAUCAAGGUUAUUUAAUCCUUUGUUUCCUUUCAGCUCUAGCACAGAAUCACACACUUUGACAUACUUUGUGAAAAAAAAGAAACAUUUCAAGACUUACUUAAAAAGGGACAGAAAGCAAAGACUAGUCUGUUAACUGUGUAUAUAAUAACAUCAUAUGAAUCAGAGGGAAGCAGGUGAAGAAUCGCCAAACUUCAGAGCUUCAUGGUGAACAGUAUCCUUUUCUUUGCUAAUAUUAUGUAAAUUAAGUUUAUAGAAUGGAGAAUCGUCAAUUAAGAGUCCUAAUGCGACACAUUUUCCCUAAAAGAGGCUGUUUUAUCUCAGAAACCAGAGCAGAAGCUUCAUUUUUGAGUUUAUUCUGGAGCUGAGUGCUCAGGGUGGAGCUCGAUCUCAUUUCUUGCAUAAAUAGAUUAAUUACAGCUGAUGUUAUUAUAGAUACAGUGAUCAACUUUUCUCAGAAGUGACAAAACAAACAUUCAUCACUGAAUAUGUAAAACGUGCAUUUGAUUAAGUCAGUUUAGAUGAAAAUGUACCAAAAAUUAGCAUGUAAGGAUGAUCUUAGAUACCAACCCUGACACAUGAACCUCUCCUGCACAAACCUGAAGAACUGAAAUCAGGUUUUGUUGAAUUUGAAGCCCUUUGCACUGAGCCUAAAAACACACAGAAAACUACCUCUUGUGCAUUUAUUCCAAGCCAAUAGUUGCAGGAUUGUCCACUAGAUGGAGCUAAAACAUUCAGGAUUUUCCUCAUGAAGGGAGAACUUUGGGAUUCAGUUCAAUCUUUAUGUGAAUCUUAAAGUAUAUCUGAGUGUAAUAUGCCUGUUUGUCUGUUAAAGCUCAUGAGACACUGUGUUCAAUCCCCACAUUUGUGUUCCUGCAGGUGAAGACAUGGCGUAUGAACAUGUUCACCAUGUUCCAGCUGGGAUGCAUCGUGGCUCUGUGGGUAGUGAAGUCCACCGUGGCCUCCCUGGCGUUCCCCUUCGUCCUCAUCAUGACGGUGCCGCUGCGACGCCUUGUCCUCUCCAGGAUUUUUGAGGAACGUGAGCUGCAGGCGGUAGGUUUUGGUAGCGGAGACCGUCCAGGAAUGUUUGAAUCUUUGCCACAAGAAUGUGAAGCCAAACAGCCUCCGGAUACGUAUUUCACAGCAAAUUUAACAUCAGAUGGAUGUUGGCGUGUUGAUGUAUCUGCCUAACAAUCCAGAAAAGAAAUCCUGCAAAUGAACUACAAAUGAUUUCCUCCCCUGUGAUCACGGAGGGAAUCUCAUCCAAAUAUUUUUCAGACGAUAUGCAAAUAUUUCUUUUUGCUCUAGGUUGAAACCAGCGGGAGUUUCACCGUCGAUCCCGAGGCAGGGCUGCUUGUUUUCUUGGUUAGAUCCCCCAAAACCCGUACAUGUCAGCACUGUGACAUUAAAACCUUCCCUUUCCAAAAUGUCAAUUUAUUCAGGAGCUAGAAUAAACAGCCGGCUUCUGACCUGACCACCAUUCAUUGAGUGUUCAUCCAGAGGUCUCAUGAACCCAAAGCACUGCAGGGCUGCUUCAACGCAGACAUUCAUACCUGGAAGUGUUUCUGCAGGAGACCUUUAUUAUGUCUAUUUUAGCAGGAGAAGAUGUUGCAGGGAUGUUUUACCUGCACCGGAUCGCACCUUCUCUACAGCACAGCAAGACUUUCAGAUCCCUUAAAUGUGUCUGUGCCUGUGUGCCAAGAGAAGGAAUAGUAUUCAGCUAGUUUAAUAUGGAACUGUUUUUGCACUUGAGUUUUUAAUUUGUUGGAUAAAUUAAAUUUAAAACACAUUUUAACUGUCUUUAGAGUAAGCGGCUUUUAUCAGUAAGUGGUUAAAAAUGCAGGGAUGGCACAUAAAGACAUUGGCGGCAAUUUCGCUUUGCAGAGUAAAUACUGAGGUGAGACUAGAGAGAGAGAGAGAGAGAGUGACGCAACUGCAGAGACACGGUGUUACAUACUGCUGUGACUCAUCCACCAGAUUUUAUGGUAGAUAAGGGGCGGCUGCGGCUCAGUGGUAGAGUUGGUCGUCUUCCAACUGGAAGGUCGGGGGUUUGCUCCCAGGUCACGCUGUCCACAUGCAGAAGUGUUCUUGGGCAAGACGUUUGACCCCACCCGCCCCCACUGGCUGCACCCGCUGAUGGUGUGUGAAUGGGACUAGUCAAGAACUGAUGGGCUCUGUAGACAGCAACCUCCACCAUCAGAUUGUGAAUGUGGUGAAUCAAGGCUCAUGGUGUAAUAGCGAUACGAAUUGGUGAGUUGAAUGUUGCUAGUAGGCUAACGCGAAGUUGAAUCUGCUAGCUUCUGUAGUGAUAUUCCCAGGCUCGGAUACUUUUAUGAUUUAAGCCCUGAAAUGCAGGUCAAAUGUUAUACUUUGAUUGUUUUCUGAUGGUUUUCUUGGAGUGCUGUGGUUGGGAUUUAGUCCCUUCAGAGCCUCCUGAGUCAGAAAAAGUCCCACAAACCCCUCUGUUCACAGGAUAUUAAAGGGAUAUUCUGGUGUAAAAUUGAGUCAUGGUCAAACACACUGUAACACCGAGUUAGACACCCUGCCGAGAGAUGAAUGUUGCCGACCGCUUUCUUCUCUAGUUAUACCAACUCAAUUAACAACCACAGGAUAGCAAUAAAGAGCCACAUGCUCAACCAAAACGCCACUCUAUAGCCACAAAUGAUACUCAGAACAGCACCUAACUUCAUCAACAGGACAUAUAGGGUCCUAGCCAUAGUACUAGACACCAAACAUCUUUUUAACUUUGACUAAUUUCUUUAACAAAGAGACUAAACACAACUCACCUACUCUCUUCCAGCAGCCGCUUGUUUGUAGUGAGACCUCAGGCCAGUCUAUUACGGACUACAGUGGGGUGUCGCAGCUCAAGGAAGAACAUUUAUGAUCAUUUCUUUAUAAUUUCCUUGAAGUAAUAAUCAUCACAUUAAUCAUUUUGCACUGCAGACGCGGUAGUUCUUCUGCCUUAGCUCUCGGUCUGAUUGCAUUUCUAUGAAGAAAUGAUCAUAAAUGUUCUUCCUUGAGCUGCGACACCCCACUGUAGUAGAUGGACUCGCCCAGAGGUCUCCGUACAAACAAGCGGCUGCUGGAAGAGAGUAGGUGAGUUGUGUUUAGUCUCUUUGCUAAAGAAAUGAGUCAAAGUUAAAAAGAUGUUUGGUGUCUAGUACUAUGGCUGUGACCCUAUAUGUCCUGUUGAUGAAGCUGAUGGUGUGUUUGACCCUAACUUAAUUUUACGCCGGAAUAUCCCUUUAAUUCUAAGCUUGAGGUGCAUCAAAAUCUUAAAUUUGUUAUCUGUUUGUGUUUUUUGCAGCUUGAUAGCGACGAGGACUCCCCCAACUUUGACGAAGACGGACGAGACGAGUACAACGAGAUCCACAUGCUUGUAUAGAAUAUAAAAAAUCGGACCUCGCCUGUCGGACUUCCUCCUCCAUCCACCAGCUCUGACCAAUCAGAGCGAGCCUCUCUGCCGAUCUCUCAGCAGAGCAGGAGGAGCUACUGAAGUGGUGUUUAUAAAAUACUCAAAAGAAUCUGGAUCCACAUCUGGAUGACCACUUUUUACCCUCGUCUAGUCCAGUCUUUUUUGUGUCGUUUUAAACCUCCCUGAAGAUUUAAUUAUGUCAGAGGCCAUAAAAAAAUAACGACCACCUGAAGUGGACGAUGCAAACAAAGAAAAAAGUAACUUAUACGAACAUUAUAAUCUCCUUUUUAUCCUAAAUAUCCCUUUAAUUACUCUGCAGGUUGUGGGCAUAAGUGCAAUGUUGAUGGGGACCUUAACGACUACAUGAAGCGGGGUAAUUUCACCCUCAUUUUUGCCUGAAGGAGGGGAACCAGGGUCAAUUUGCUCACAUUUAAGCAGAUUUUCAUCAAAAGUCAUAAUAUUUCGGGCUAAAUAUUUCACCCUAAAUCUCAAAGCCCUGAAAUCUACUGCCUCUGUAAGCUAGCUGCCAGAUUUCCUUUGUACCACUGCCGUUUCUUCGUGCAAACAAGGAGUUAAACCGUCCUUUUCCUUUCUGCACAGACUUCUAGUAAUGAGCACUUUGACUGGGCAAAAGUUCACUUUUGUCGCGGCCAACCCAGCUCCCCUGGCACAAAGCCUCCUCCCUAAAUGUAGUCUCCCCUUGAAGCCAAAAUCCCUCCAGAGACUGCGAGCCUCCUCACUGGGUGUUACUGUACUUUUGUUAGGUGUCUACUACCCAACAUACCGGUACUCUUACCCCCUUAUUGUUACCUUGGAUGUAUACUGUAAGUAAAUAGCUAACAUGGUCUAAACCUUAUUUUUCUACUUUGUUGUACCUAUUUAUUUUGUGACCUUUGGACUUAAUACCAGAUUCUUAGUGGUGUUUAGACUCCAAAUACUUCUAGCUCUACCAGUGUAGAAUAAAAAGAACAUUGUGUAGGUUGACACAUUGAAAACAGAAAAUGUCAUUAUUCACCCACUCUUUCAUCUCUCUGCAGUUUUUUUUUUUCCAUGGCAUGGUGCAUUUUUCACACAUGUCAUCAAUAAUAUAAUAACACACUCAAGUGGAAAAGCAUCGAAACUAAGCAAACACACAAGCACUGAAAACGCAGGGGAACAGUUGAGUGUUGGCAGGAUGUAUGAAUGAUGCAUUGUACAGUACCACUGUGAGCUUGGAAUUAUAAUGUACCAUCUGUGUUCGGAGUUGUUUUGAAAUGCCCAGAGAUUCAGUUUUCACCUCCUAUAUUUUCGAGCCCGCUAUAGAAUUUUAAUUACCAUUCAGCUGUGACACUUCAGCAUUUUCAGAAAGACAAAAACACCAGUUGUCAGAUACAGUACAGAGGAAUUACACAUGAUUUUUUCAUGAGAGGCCUGUGCUGUGUAGGGGACAGCGUUCAACCGCAGACUGUAAAUACGACGUGGACACAGCCUCCCGGGGUUCAAAAGUGAGGCCAAAGUGAAAGUGCCUUUAACCUGCUUUAUUUUUAAUAGCCACAAGGGGGCGACGCUGAGAAUGGCUGAGCAGAAGAGGGUGAAAAAGGACCUUAAUUCAGGUUUGAGACAUGCAACCAUUGCGUUGUUCCCGGUGUGUGAGGACCUUUACCUCCACAGGAUAGAGGUGUAUGGAUUCGUACCUGGAUCUAAAAUAUAAGAUUGCUUUAGCCAGCUUGUAGAAUUACAUCUGCCCCCACAGUCAGUAUAACUCAAUUUGGCAACUCCAUUUAAAUGCGUACGUUACUGCAAACUGUUCUCAGAGGUGACCAAUUUUCUGCUUUCACCUUUACUGAUCAUGUACCUUUACAUCAUGUGGAAGAACUUGAGAAGUUUUCAUCUACUGACUUUAACUUUAAGACUUCAUGUAGAGUCCUUCUGUUUGAGGGCGGACACUUUGCAGGACCUGAGAUAGUCCUCAUGAUUGGAUUGAUAAUUCUCACUGAGCAUUUUUUGGUCUAAAAGGAGGUCUAAUAGACGUCUAAAUGUGGCCUAGACGACUGGUCUAAAAUCAGGCUACCACAGGUCUAAAAAAGAAAGUUUUCUUAGACGUCUAAAUUUAGACCAAGUUUAGACUAGCCUCAACGGCUACCAAAAUUAUUUUGGUUAAGUACUUGGAGAUCAGUUAUGCAACUCACAGUUGCUUUUUGAAAUAAAUAGUUAUCGAAAAACGGAUUAAAGUGCAACGUGUAAAUUCCGUCCAAAAAUAUACAGAAUCUAGGUGGUUGAAAUUAGGUCUACAAAUAAACCUAGACGUCUAAUAGCCAUCUAUUGCUUAGUGGGUAUUAUAAUUACGUUGAAGGUGUUUUGUAGUACAUCACCAGGCGAGUUAACAGAUUUUGUACCUAACGUCAUUUGCAUAGGAAAGCUAAAAUCCGCCGUUUGACUUCUAGGUCAAAGUUCUGCACGUGCAGAACUCCAGGGCCAGUUUAAGGCCAAUUGUGGUUCGUACGUGCAAGAUAACACUGAACUGCAUCAAAAAAGAUCUGCCAGUCCUGAUAUGAGAAUUCACAGUCAGGCUAACAUGUUUACAUGUGUUUAAAGUCCAGAUUUAUUAAUGCACAAAGUGGCUGUGUGCACCUCUAUUAUACAGUUUACGGUCGACACAGACAGAAUCAAUGAGAGGAGGCCUUUGGGAAAAAAUACUCUGACAACUCUGUGUCAACUUUUUUAAACAUGACGGUGAUAAAGUUCAGAAAAAGAGGAGGCGCUUGGACCACUCAACUUUUUGAGCUCUGUUAAAAACAAAUCACUGGAAAUGGUGGAUUAUUUUAAAUACAGCCCAUUUUUAAAAAGCAGAAAAUUACCGCAGAAAUCUCUCCACCCUUCAGAUCUUUUAUUCCCAUUGUUCGCCUUUAACUGUAUCUGCUACAAUGGACAAAGUAGUGUAACGUUUGAAUCAGUGAUAAAUACAGUGUUUCUGCUGAGAAGUUUUGUAAAUAGAUGUAAAAUAUAACAAAAAACUCAUAUAUUCAUAUAUAUUUGUAUUUACCUGAUAACUAUGAUUACUUCUGCAGACAUACAAUCAACUGAAAACACGCUAAAAAAGCAAAAAUGACACAUGGUGACAUUAAAAAAAAGUAUAUUGAAAAUCAAAAAGGGCGCUCUGAGAGAUCAGCGGUGUCGCGGCGUGUUUUUGGCGUGUCUUAUUUCCCGUUACCAUGCCCUACAUUACGAGCCAUGCAGGAAUUCUGUCUCAGGGGAAACUGACCUUUGAUCUGUAAAUAUUGCUUCCCAGCCUUUCAGUUUGUUGUCUCCUUUGUGUACAUAAAGCGGUCAAGGCAAUCCAACACUUGCGAUGUAAAAAUAUAUGGCUUACAGUCGGGGCUUUUGUGUCGGACAAAAGCAAAAAGGAGGUCAAGUGACGAGAAUGAUGUGUUUACUGGAGAGCAGUCGGAUGGAAUUCAAACUGUAAAUUAAAACCUUUAUUUUCCCUCCAUUGUCCUCCGUGAGCCCACGUCUGAGGCGAUACUUUGAUGUGAAGCAUGCACCUGCUGCGGUCUGUGUUUAAUUCUGCAGCUCCUCCAGUUAAUGAGUUACUGAAUGUGCUUUUCAUUAGCACCGUUAAUGGACCUCCUCAACCACACGUGGAUGUUUCAGGGUUUACAAAGACUUGAAUGGUAACCUUUAGGUGAAGAUAACUUAUUGUUGUCUCUAUUGUACACGGCCGCACUGUGUUCAUGACAUGAAUGAAUGUAAAUGUUCAGCUGUCUGUUAUUUUCAGGCAUGUGGGUCCAACAUACGGAGCUCCGCGAGGGACAAAAGUGAUGGUUGAAUGUCAACGACGCUUCAAGAAGCACACCGGAGAGAUAAUGUGUUAGACGUAUGCACACAGUUGUUACCAAACUUUCUGAAACAAACUAACAAACUAUUUCAACGGCAUCAAAUUUUAUUGUGUCUGCUUCAUUGUGUUUCUUUGAAAUAAUAAUGUCACCGAGUAUCCCCACAGGAUUGUCUGAAAUGAUUGUCUUUGUCAUAGAGCUCUCUGCCCUUUUCAAAGAAUUAAAUUGUAGUUUGAAAAUGGAC
This is a messenger RNA of Xyrichtys novacula (pearly razorfish), 64839 nucleotides long. The record is from the annotation of a GenBank genome assembly. Lineage: Eukaryota; Metazoa; Chordata; Actinopteri; Labriformes; Labridae.